Messenger RNA from Porites lobata, 54647 nucleotides. The record is from the annotation of a GenBank genome assembly. Lineage: Eukaryota; Metazoa; Cnidaria; Anthozoa; Scleractinia; Poritidae.
GCAAUGAACAUCCCCAAAAAAUCGUCGUUACUGACAAUCAGUAAAAUUACUUGCAUUUAAAAAGAUGAGUUAUAAGAGUGCAACGAUUGUUUUAACCUCAUUCAAAAGCUGUACCACUUCGUAACAGCACUUCGCAGGGAUCAAACUUGACUACAGGUAAAUGCCUUUUCUUUUCACUAUUUUCUGCUGUUUAAGGUGGCUCGGUUAUAACAAAAAAGGCUAAUUGAACUACAUCCUCUUAUUUUGUAAGAACAUACAUAUAAGAUAUAGGAAUCGAGGCUGAAAUUUGACAAAUUUUAAGAAUAUAGUCGAAGGAACCUCUAUGUGUAAAUCACUACAGUGGCAGCUUCGAUCGAAUAGCGAAUGCGACCACUUUUUGGAAGACGGCCUUAAAAUUUCCCAUUGUUUUUACGCUAUGGCUAUAUGGCCGGUAGUCAAAUAUACUCAGUAGAUUUCACCAAACCGAAAACUUCCAGCUAAUCUAAACUAUCAUAUGCCGAAAUGGUCAAGGUUUUCAAAACACUAAAUGGCCGGCAGUCCUAUAUUCUGAGUAGAUUUCACCAAACCGAAAACUUCUAGCUAAUCUAAACUAUCAUAUGUCGAUUUAGAAAAGUCACGCGAUCCUGAAAUGCUUUAUAGAUCUCAAGUCUAGCGUUUGGUUUACGCUGGGCUCAGAGGACGAACACCUUGUUUUGUGACACUUUUUUCAGCUCGACUGCCGGUCAAGGUUUUCAAAAAACUAAAUCAGGAGCACCCAACGUCAAUUUUCGGAAAAUAUCUGUUGGGAAGACUAUUUGAGAUCUAGAAUUUUCGGAACAUUUGUUGUAAAAUUUCUUGCUUGGCCGCCUCUCCUAGGAUUUUCGAACAUCUAAAAAAUGGUAAAAUUGCCCAUUUUUAACGGAUUUUUACCCUAAAAAGGUCACCUAGAAUUUUCGGGAGCCCUUUUUCUGGCUGAAAUUUUCGAAAAGGUAAGUUUUGAUCCCUAUAAUUUUCGGAUCACUAGACGUUUGGCUAGGAAACCCGAACAGGUGAAAAAUUUUUAGGGGAUAAAAAUGUGCCUUUAUCUACCGUUUAAAUACUAAAAUACGGUUAACUAUUCUAUGUUUGAGUGGUUUUGAACUAUACACUCGUUGGGUGCCCUUGAAUAAAUGGCCGGGAGUCCUAUUCUCAGUAUAUUCCCAUUUAGUGUUUUGAAAACCUUGACCGGCAGUCGAGGUGAAAAAAGUUCUAAGUGUCACAAAACAUGGUUUCUUCUUCGCUUAAACGAGAAUCGAACCACAGAGGGUCUUCCUAGAAAAGGACCAAACACAGUUACAUUUUGAGUUUCUAACUGUUACGAUAUGUGUAGCCUGUGUGACAGGCGUUUGAAAGCGAAAGGAAAGGCGGUUUGCGGAGAGAAAAGCGUGGAGCGAGCGCGGCGCGUUUCUCUCGCGCCUGACCUGAAACUCCCUUUCCCUUUCUCCCCUUCCCCUCCCCUUCCACCUUUUUUUUGCUCCCACUCUAACUUUCGCAGAAUAAUUCGAUUGGAAACGCUUGCUACGCAGGCUAUUGUCUCCUAACCCUAAUUCAUGAAUAUUCAGGGUAGGAGAUAAAGGAAAUUGAGAAGCAAUCUGGGUUAAAAAAUUUUAACCUGAAUUUAAUUUUGAUUUCCCCUCAUUACUGAGGGUUAUAUUUCUCGAAGUGAUGGCCGGUGGUUGGGGUAGGGGCUUUAUUCAAGGGUUUAUGGUAGCAUAUAUUAGUUUAGUGCCUUGGUCUUCUAAACGGUGCUGCAAAUAAUCAUUUUGUUUUCUUUGUGUCUGUAGGAGACAUGGCACAAGAGGGCGAUGCACUCCAUUAUCCUCAGGAAAUCCUUGAUCUCAAGUGGAAUACUACUUCCAAAGAGAAAAUCCAAGAGGCUUACAAAGUAUGGGCUGGCGAUUAUGAUAAGGUAUGUUUUAAAUUGCCAAAAUGUUUUGGUAGCCUGCUAUGAGUACAGUCCCUCCAUUUUUCUCGCUUCCUCCCAAACCGUCCCCGCCCCCUAAGUAGUUUUGACACUCAUGCAACUGAUGGCAGCCCGUAACACAAAGCGCUCGAUCUCGAUGAUCUUACGGAAAAAUAGAGAACUGUGAACAGUCUAGUGAAAAGUUUACUUCUGAUUGUUUGAAGCAAAUUUCUCUCCCGGCGAGACCAAUCAGAAGUAGUACCUUAGCUCUGACAACAUCAUCAGUAUGGUAUUUCUGCGCGACGUAAUUUCGUAAGGAACUAGUGGUGGCAUCGCGAAAUGGUUGCUGCUUCCUCAGGCUAUAUGUUAUGGUCCGGCUGACUCUUGUUACGUACAUGACGCAGGUUUGGUUUGUUACUGUGCAAUCGUCAUGUAAGUAGGGCAGUGAUUGAGAUGGGAAUCUUACAUAUAUGCCAAAAUACACGUAAUGUAGAGUUCAUUCUAGGGCAGUUACUAAUUCCAAAGGUACUUGAAUAGGCAGUUCAGUGCAUGUCAUGUGACUCUCACCAACUGAAAGAAAAAUUUAAAGCUAGAGCGAAAUAAUUUUCAGGAAUAAUUUCAGGAGCAUAUCUAAGUUAGUGACAAAACAAAUUUCAGGCCAGUGCUAUUCAAUGGAGCAAAUUUAAACUGAAGGUCGAGCAAAUCUAACAAAUCAAAUAUUUCGAAAACAGUGAAAUCAUUGAAGUCAUGGAGGUGACAACAACAACCUCGCCAACCAGUCAAAAUUUCGUUUAUUAAGUUAAUUUUGAUCAAUUGGUCUUUCUUAAAAAUGCAAACUGAACGUGCUAUCGUCAAAGUCUCUGGUAGUCUCCCUCUCAGUAGACUGCUUGCAGUCCGCCUUUUCUCUUAAAAUCCGUCUAGUUCUGUGGUGAGAUUGCAAGCAAUAAAAAUAGUUACGCGUCACAAACAACUGCCGGAAAAUAGCGAGCCAAGCAGUAAUCUCAGUAAUAAAACUUUUAAGGAUAUCUUACAGAAGGAAACUGCUGUAAAUUUCCUCAAGGGAAACGAUUUGAAGGCAAUCUUACCGGAUUUAAAGAAAGUGUAAUAUUUUCAGUUGUUUAUGUUCUAUUUAUAAAUCAUUUCAAGUAAUUCGGGUUUAAUUGAUUUAUUAAGUUACCUUGACAGCUUCGUUGUCCCUAGACCGUGAACAAAAGAUUCAGCAGUCUCUUAUUUCUCGGGCUCACGGCCUCGUUUUUCGCCGCUUGCGUGAUUAGGUUUUGCGUGCAGCAACUUUGCGAAGAAAGAUAAGAGACUGCUCGCAGUCUACCCUCGCAGCCAUUUUUGUCUCGUCACGCAGCGGGAAGUCUCUGGGAUUAUUUCAAAAAUUUCUACCAUUCAUUUGAAUAUUAUUUGACUUCUUAUAUGACGAUGUUCUCCAUGGAAAAAACAAACACUGGAGCAUUCUCCAAGAGUCUCUGCUUAAUUUGCCAGGAUCACUCCCGUUUUCCUCGUGAGAACGGCUUGGAUACUAAAAUUUGAUAGCAUUUUGUUUUGAAUGAGGGUAUGGGCAUGAUUUUCAGUUGAACAUGCCUAGCGAGCGUAAAAAUCGCAUCCAGUCUGAGGGUUAAUGAGAGAGGGAAAAUUUUAUGUAUUUAGGCAUGACAAAAUUCAAGGGUUGCAAUAACAUUUCCCUGCGAUAUUCUAUCCUGAUUAGCUGACACCGGGUCCAAAGGGUGGGGAAAGCAUUGUCUGGUUUAGGGGUAGGAAUGCAAAACGCGGUCUUUAUUGGCGAGGAUGGGGAGAGAUGGGUUUUCAGUGCAGGCUGUUAAUUGAGUGUUUGUGUCAUAGGGUUUCACCCAGAUUGUCUAGAAUGAAAAGUCACUUAACAAGCACAUUCAGCCUGGUCGGUAAAGAGCUUUGUCUGGCUUAGGGGUAGGGCGAGGAGACUGAAAUGGCUACAUUUGCAGGCUCAGUAUUGAUUGGUAUUUAUGUCAUAGGAUUUCACGCAGAUUCAGAAGUUAGUGUAGAAUGAAAAAUCGUUUGACAAGCACAUUCUGUCUGGUCGGUUAAAAGGUUUUCCAUGUUUAUUCCUUUUUUUUCUUUUUAGUGGGUUCUUGAAGGCUCCGCCCCUGGCACCCCGGGUUGUUACUCCCAUUUAUCAUGUGGAGAAGCCUUCUUCAAUGCGGCUAAAGACCUCUAUGGCGAAAGCAAGAAAGACCUCAAAAUAAUGGAUUUUGGCUGUGGGUCAGGACUGUCUGGUCAAGUUCUGAAGGACAAAUAUGGAUAUGAUAACCUGACUGGGCUGGAUGUGUCUGAAGAUAUGUUAAAUAUCGCUAGACAGAGGAACAUCUACAAGACUCUUAUCAGUGCCUUUGUAGGUACCGACAGAAUAAAAGAGAUACAAGAUGGUGAAUAUGACGCCGUUAUCUCCUCUGGAGUGUUCCAAACUGGUCAUGUGAGAGCCAGUGCUUUGGAUGAAAUCACUCGCUGGAUUAAGCCAGGUAAUUUGACACUACUUUGACUUCUUGUGUAAAUUGUGUAUCAAGAAAUCUAGAGGUAAAAGUGAGAUGACCUUUUUGGAAAAAUGUAAUAAGCAACUGACUUCGCUUUUUUUGUUUUUGUUUCUUCAGUUCAGUGACUUCUAUUAUAGAUCUUAAAUUCCACGCUACUCAACGUCUAAACAUGCAUUCACAUAAAACGUAGGCUUAUUUCUUGGAAAUUUUGUUAAAAAUUGACAUUAACUUCUUUUAGAAUUGAAAGCCCUGCAAAUCAAGAUGACCUCAAAGGGGAGCCCCGCAUACCGUGGUAAAACCGUGAAAUCGCUCGCUAAUGCCCUGUAUUUCCCGGUUAUGAGGAUACGGGGCUUUCCGCUAUCUGACUAAAAACUUGGGGCGGUAGAUGGAAUAAUCAUAAAUUAGUAUAAGAGUCAGUGAGGUUACUUUCACUCCAUGCCGGAUCGUCUGAGUUGUUUCGCCUGUACGAAAACCAUAACGGAUGGGGUUUCUGUUCUCUAAUAAGAACUGAGCGCCGAGCAGCGCCGCGCUGAUCUCGAUAGUAGAGCGUCACGUAUCGCAUAGGUUCUGUGCCACACUUUAGUGGGCUGUGACCACAGGUAGCCCAGGCUCGAAAUAUGAGCAUAGGCGAACAUCAGCAUUGUUGCGUAACAUUCGAAAUAUAAGGAUUUGUAUUGGAAAAAAACCUAUCUAUCUACAGAGAGAAAAUCGUUUACAGAACGGCUCAUAAAACGGCCAUAAAUCGGCCCAUGGACCACGCAGGAGAGACGUAACACGCAUUUUAUGUAAGGUAAGCUGUUUUUUUAUUGAUAUCCUUUCAUUUUCGUAGGUUACGGAAACGAUAGGUUUUUUCCCCAUACAAAUCCUUAUAUUUCGAAUGUUAUGCAACAAUGCUGAUGUUCGCCGAUGCUUAAAUUUCGAGUUUGGGCUACCUGUGCUGUGACUAGGAUGGAUACCCCAAAAUCAGAUUGUCAUCUUCACUCAAAAUAGAUGAUAGGAGUCUUAAAACUUAAAGUAAGAAGAAAGCAGCAGGUAGUGCACAGGACUUGAACCCACACCAUGUGAAGUUUGAUCCACAUCCGUGUCCACUACACCAUUAAGGGCUAACUACCGGAGACAUCGGUUAACGCAGGUUAUAUAACAUUGAUCAUUUCAUUAUUGAAAGCUAGCCGCUUUUUGAAAGAGUGCUUAACGCUAGUAACUGUACUUCGGUGCUAAACCCUGUAUUCAACUCUUUUCCUUGCACAACUGUCCCUUACUCUGAUUUCCCGACUUUUCUCAAAAAUUUGUCAAACAUAUACUCAUAAAUGGCUAUCUACGAGGAGUAUACAGUUGCGUAAUAAACAUAAGGUGUCCAACCUGAUUUUAAGGUAUCCAUGCUACUCAAAACCCACUUGGGUGUAAACAGGUAUUGACCACUCCGGAAAAUACUAUAACAUACCAUAAUGCUCCUUAAUUGUUUGUGGCCCCAAGGGAAACUGAAGACAUUGCUUAUGCAAAAUUUUUGGGGUGACAAACAAAGAGCGUUACGGUAUGUUAUGGUAUUUUCUGGAGUGGUCAAUUCGGAUCGUAGCUAGUCUGCUACACAGCCGUUUUUAAUGUCGUCACGCAACGCUACGUGACUACUCUAAAAACGGCUGUGUAGCAGGCUCGAUCGUAGCGGAAGUGAAUAAAUAGGAGAGCGGACUGGAAAACGGAAGUAAGUUUUGGCACUGUAAUGUAGCGCACCAAACAAGGCCAACUGCUCUCGCACGAUGUUUGAUGUGUGUUCCACUGCUGUGUCGUAGCUAUUUACAGUCGGAAUAGCACGGUACAGCGUUUAGACAUGGCCUAAGGAUUUACUGCUUGAAUUUGUUCCUUUCAGGUGGUAUCAUGUGCUUCACUUGUCCAGUGUUUGAUAAAGAGGAAAGCGGUUACAAGGAGAAAUGUGAGAGUCUGGAGAAGGAGGCAAAAUGGACGCUGGUCUCCAACAAGGAAGCUGAGUACUAUGGCGACAAAGCUCCUAAAGGGCGUGGCUAUAAAACCUGUCGAAUGCUGGUCUACAAAAAGUUAUAAGCACUUUGUUGGCAGUGGGUGGUUUCGUCAUCUUAUCCUCGACCUUUCUACACCGGGUUUGGAUUUUGUGCAGUCAUGUUAUUCUAUGAACUAGCAAAAUUAAGUGAAACUGAAUUGAAGAAAACGUUUUUUUCAAUUAUAGUUCUUUAAAAGUGUCGUUCGCUACAAGAUUUAAAACCUAUGUCCAUUUAUUUCGGUUAUAAAAGUUAGCACACAUUUUGUUCUUUUUAUGUGAUCAAAUAGUUAGUUUAUAUUGACAAAAAAAGUUCUUAAUGCUUCUAGCUUCGUACUCAGAAUAUAAAACAAACGAUAUAGAAGUUAAUAAGUAGAGCCCAUUACUUGUUGCUUGUUAUUAAAAGUUCGUGCUUAAAUUCCACUAUAUCUCUAGCCGGAUUUUUGAAAACGUUAUAGAAUAGAAUAGAAUAGAAACUUUAUUAAAGUGUCAAAAAACCGUCUAGCCAGGGAACAAAUCCCUUACUAAUUUGGGGACACCAAUUAGGGGAGAAUAUACAAACUAAAAAACUAUAUACAGUAGUAGGUAAAAUAUCUAUAGUUAACUAAUUAAGAGAUUUAUAGUAAAAAUACACAGAAGUCAAAAUGAACAAAGGCUACAGCCUGCGCAGCCAUCAUCUAAAAGUUCACUUAUAUUGAGUUGGCGUAUCUUGCUUUUAAACGACGUUAGGGUUGUGACGUCCCUGAUACUCUUGGGUAGUUUUGUCCAUAGCCUAGGCCCUAAAUAUCUAAUAGAGUGCUUGCCAUAGGUGACUGUCUCAUACCUAGGUAUAGAGAAAUCUGCUUGCCGCAGAUUGUAAUUACUAUUUGGUUCUUUAAAGAUGUUACUUAUAUAUGCAGGGCACAGUUUAUGCUUUACUUUAUACAUAAGGAUGCACAGAUCCUGUAAGCGACUAUUUAGUAGUGUUGGCAGAUCUGCCUUCUCUAAUAGUUGUUCAUAACUAGAAUUAUUAUCCUUGAAAACCGCUCUAAGUCCUCUUUCUUGUAGUCUUUCAAGCUUUCGAGUGUCACUCGCUUUACAAAAAUGCCACACUAGGUGACAGUACGUGAGGAAUGGUAAUAUCGCGCUUUUGAAUAAUAUUAACUUAGAUUUCAUAGGAAUUAAAUUACGUAGUCUCAUUAGAACACCAAUUCUCUGGCUGGCUUUUUUUUUACAGAUAGAGAUUACAUGCUCAGAGAAAUUUAGCUUAGAAUCUAACACUACUCCUAGAAGUAUGAUAUUAUCUUUAGAUUCAAUCACAACAUCAUUCACGCAAAUAUUGCUGUCAUUUUGAGUGAAGCCCAAGUUCAAAACUUGGUACUUUUUGAGGUUUCCCGCCAAUAAGUUAGAAUCGUACCACGUUGUUGCUAAGUUGGCACUAUCCUUUAACUGGGAAGUCACAGCUGCCUGGUCUGCUCCUGCGUGGUAAAUUUGAUGGUCGUCGGCAUACAUAGACAAGUUCGCUGUUAGGCAGUAGGAUAGGUCAUUCUGGAAAACAUUCCAUAACAACGGGCCAAGCGCGGAGCCCUGAGGACAACCACGACUCACGAAUCGGCUAGAACUAACAUGACGGCCGAUCUUUACUUGAUAUUUCCGUUCAUUUAAAUAGCUGUUUAAAAGUUGAAUAGCGCUUUCCUGAAAACCGUACGCUUCAAGCUUGUUCAGAAGUAGUGGUGGGUGUAACGAGUCAAAUGCCUUUGACAUGUCAGUUGAAAGUAUGCUCACAACCUGUUUUCGAUCCCUCGCCAGUCUCCAAUCUUCUACUAAAUUGAUCAAUGUUGUUUCGCAGCUGUGAGCUUUGCGAUAAGCGGAUGAGUGUUGGUAAAUGCGAUUACCAAAGCCAGAGUUGAUCUGCGCUCCAACCAACUUCUCAAGAACUUUACUUACACAUGGUAAGAGAGUUAUGGGCCGGUAGUUUUCCUUUGCAUUCCUGUCAUCCUUUUUGUAUACUGGGGCCCAAUGCCCAUACUUCCAUUCACUAGGCCAUGCAUUCUUGUUAAUACAAGAAUUGAACAAGGUGGUUAGUGGAGCGGAUAAUUCAUUAGCACCUGUUUUUAAAGCCUUUGAAGGAAUUCCAUCAGUGCCGGUGGCUUUGUUUAUGUUCAGCGAAUCGAGAACUGCAAGGACUUGUCCCUGUGUAACCAAUUCGAUUUCGAUGGUCUGAGUGGAAUUCCUAUUUUCAUGUUGUAUCCUCUGAACACAAGGAUGGUCUCUAAAGUCCUCUAUUGACUUUCUUUACGGCCAAAUAGACCUCUUCUGUCAAACAGCUUAUUUUUUGGCCAAAAACUCCUCCAUCUCCUAAGUAGUCUGCUACAUAGCCGUUUUUAUUGUCGUCACGCAACGUUCCUCACAGGAGCGUUGCGUGGUCGCCGGGUGCAAAAAACUUGACUUUUGUCUCUAUUUCACUCAAAUGGCUGCAAAGUUCGUUUUCAAAAAAUCGGUUAGAUCUCGCGAUUUUUGCGAGACAGUAUUUCGCGGGGUUUUAUUUCAAUAGGCAAAUAUGAAAAAAGGCCUUAGAUUUGGCGAUUUAAGCGUUCUCAACUUUAUUUUACUUUUCAAAAUUGAAUUUCAUAAGGUAAAUCGGAACAAGGAAUGUGUAAAAUCUUACAACCGAAGAUACGAAAGGAACUUAACAGAAAGAAUUUGCGUAUUAGUCGAUUCUGUAUAUGUUGUUGCUAUUACAUAUUAAAAUUUAUUUUUCUGUGAUUUGAAUUUUCUGUUUGAGUAUUAAAUUUCGCGAGGAUUUAUCAUGAUUCACAGGUCUUCAAUUUCGCGAUUUUUAAACAAUCGCGAAAUUAAAGACCCGCAAACCAAUAGGUACAUUUGUCGCUUACAUGGAUUCACGAGAUCUAAGUGCUGGCUAGCCUCCCCGCAGACGUCCUUUGGGGUUCGUUCGUCACGCAUUCAUUUCUCUACAAUGAAUGCGUGACGAACGAACCCCAAAGGACGUCUGCGGGGAGGCUAAGUGCUGGCCAAAGACCGAGAAAAUCGUGUGAUCUCCACAUGACUGGUUAAAUCAAAUGGCCGAGAGAUAGAGAGGAGGGGGGGUGCAGAGGGGACGAGCGGGGAGCGGAGGACGACCAAGGUCUUGUUUUGGCAAGACAAUAUUAGCCUGCGAAAACGCUAGUCUGCUACACAGCCGUUUUUAGUGUCGUCACGCAACGCUCCUCCCCACUAACGGCUGCUGAAAACCGAACUACAUUCCUUUCCCGUGAUUAGCCAAUUAUAAUUCAGUUCCCAUUUUCUGGAAAGUGUUCGCGCCACCUUCGCGGUACUGUGACUCCUCCAAUCACAGCUUUGCUUUUAUUGGUGCCCCAUGUGUGAACGUCAGAAUAAUCAAAAUCGUCGCGUGAAAACAAGCAAUCAACUACAGUGUUGUCGUAGUCGAGUCCUAUUCAAAAUUUAGGAGAUAAGCAGCAACAGCAAGAAAGUCGAGCAAAUUGCGAUUCACAACAUGGAUGUGCUCAUAAAGUUGCCAGGUAUAGUUUCGAGAAAUCGCUCAUCGAUAAUUUAUAAGAUUGCUUUUUGACUCAGUACCCUUGAGAGUUUCGUCUUCACAGAACACAAAGAGCACAUCCAGUACAUUAAAUUCUUCACUACAUAUCAGCACAUAUGUACGUUAAAUGAAGAACCAACCGAUCCCGGUAAAAGUUUUCUAGGCCUAUCAAACCUUCUUUUCACUUGGAACUUUCUUGACCGCUUAAAACAAACUUUUUUGCAAAUUAACCUUUUCGUUGCUUGAAAACACAGAGCCCGUCUAAAUUCAGCGACGAUUGAUUGAUUUGUCGAAAACUGAGAAGCGUGCUCGCUUCCUAGCGCCCUGCGGCUCACGUAUUGUCAAAUUUCUUGUACAUGAUUGGUUUAUUCGUUAGACCACAAACACAAAGGGAAAGGAAUGUAGUUCGGUUUUCAGCAGCCGUUAGUGGGGAGGAGCGUUGCGUGACGACACUAAAAACGGCUGUGUAGCAGACUACGAAAACGCAGGCUAAGGCAAUAUUUGUGAGACAUUUUUGUAACAAAUUUUGGCAUACCCAGGAAACACGAUUAAUUCCAUAAACUUUGUGUUAUUAGCUAUGAAAGAAAACUAAAUAAAUUACAAGUCAUAUUUUUUAACUGUCGUAAAAUAGAGCCUUCACGAUUUUUCUUAUACUGAUAUGGACUAGAUAGAGAAAAUCCGCCGGGCAAAGUUGGAAAGAGCGUCUUAAAAUCAAUAAAAUUGCCAAAUUUGAAAGGGAUACGUCUUAAGCGAGCGAACUCAUACCUCGGCGAAGUUACGAAAAUUUCAAACGUUUGUUGAGAGUAAGUUUGUGCCCCUAACCUGUAUAGCACACGCUUGGAACUAGUAGGCGCAAGAAAGAACAGGCGCUCUCGAGGGAGACUCACGUGUCUCCCUCGAGCGCGCCCGUCCUUUCUUGCGCCCACUACUUCCAAGAGGCUGCUAAGCAAGCUAUUGUGCCCCCCACCAAACGAACGUCUGUAAAAUUUCGCAAUUUUGGUGAGCUAUGUCAAUUUUCAACAAAUCGCUUUAAAAAACUUAGCAAUUUUGCGAAUUUAAAGGAACUCUUUCCAAUUCCAGCAGAGUUGACGGAUUUUCCCUGACUUGUCCACGUCAAAAGUUGAAGAACCCUUGGAAAGGUCGAUUGGACCUAAAGAGACUGAACAGAAAUUGGAUGCGGGCCGGUAUCAAUCGAUUGAGAUACCUUAUUAAUGCGUUUUUAAGAAGUAGUUUAGCAAAUAGACCAAUUCCGAUAUAUUAAAAUGCAUAUUUGGCUGCGACGCUUGGGGAAUAAUAAAAAAAUGAAAUCAUCUUGAGGCUGAGCAGUGAAUAACACAAUUUUUUGCCUUAUUCCCCAAGCCUCGGAGCCAAUUAUGAAUUUUAAUGGGCUACCAAACCACCCGGAUCUUGUUUACUGUGGGUAAUGUCGACCGAGAUAUCGGUCGAUAUAACGGUCGAUACUCGGUCGACAGUCGGUCGAUACUCGGUCGACACUCGGUCGAUAGUCGGUCGACACUCGGUCGACAGUCCGUCGAUACUCGGUCGACACUCGGUCGAUACUCGGUCGACACUCGGUCGACAUAGCGGUCGAUAGUCGGUCGAUAGUCGGUCGAUAGUCGGUCGAUAGUGGGUCGACACUCGGUCGAGACACGGUCGAUAGUCGUUCCAGAUGUGUCUCGGCCGAUAUAGCUUUUCGUUCACCGACACUUCGCCGACAUUUCGCCGACACUUCGCCGAUAGUUGGCCGAUAGUUGGUCGAUAGUAAUUGGUCGACACUCGGUUGAUAGUCGGUCGACACUUAGCAUUUCCUACAUUUUUUGGCUUGGAAAACAAGAAAUUAGAAAGCAUUUUCUAGCUUGGACCUAACUAUUUUUUUAAAUUGUGUUUCUGCUUUUUUAAUUUCAAACUUCAAUGUACUUAGCCAAAAUUCCGGAAUAAUAGCUAUUAGUCAUUUAUCUAGCCUUUUCUUUUAAUUCAUGUGGACGGGAUUUAGCCUAUCUGUAUCGAUUUUUGUCACCUUCCUCGGCGCAUUAUCAGCGCGUUUUAUCAAUAAGUGAUCGUUAAACAAAGGACUGUUCCCGUCUUCAAUGCAGAAAUAUAUAGGUUUAAUUUGUGGUCUCUGCACAAACGAGAACUUGGCGUGAUGAAGCAGGUCAAAGCCCGAUAAUAAAAGAUGUGCGGUUCCUCGCUCUUAAAGCAUGUCAUCAACUGCCUUUUCCUAUUCAUUGUUCGUCCACUUCGGGACUGCGGGAGCAGUCAUUUCACUCGUCCUUAUUAAGUAUUCUUCGACUGCGGGACCACAGGAGCAGCAGAUUCAACUUAGGCUGAGACAGGUUCUGUUUAACAGCUAAAACUCAGACGAUCGGUGAUGAUACAAACUGGAAAAAAAAAAGGUUAUCAUGUCCUUAGUUCCCAGUGCUCUUCGGUUCGCUUCAUAGAGUAAUCGCGCCUCGCACUGCCACAUGUUCCCCCAUCGCAUGAUAACAGUAAUUAAUGACGUCUUUGCUUAAAAAAAAAGCCAUUGGACUCACCUGAUAAAUUAACACACGACUGAUAUUCGAACGACAGGCCGAUAUACCACCGACAGUUCACCGAUAUACCACCGACAGUUGACUGAUAUACCACCGAUAGUUGACCGAUAUAUCACCGACAUAUGACCGAUAGUAAGUCGAAGUGCGUCGUCAAAAUAUCGACCGAUACUCGGCCGAUAGUCUAUCUCACUAUCGACCGACUAUCGACCGAUUAUCGACCGACUAUCGACCGACUAUCGACCAACCAUCGACCGACUAUCGACCGACUAUCAACCGACUGUCGACCGACUAUCAACCGACUAUCGACCGACUAUCGACCGACUGUCGACCGCUAUAUCGACCGCUAUGUCGACCGCUAUGUCGACCGAUAUCUCAGUCGACAUUACCCACAGUAAACAAGAUCCAACCACCCUCCUCCAAAUUUUAAGAGACCUUUUCCUCUAAUUCACCCGAGCGGUUGAAUUUUUCAGUGGACACACUUUAAUCUUGCACACUCACACAACAGAAAAGUUACUCUAGACAAAGUUUGUUACAUAUGACUGCAUCCAUAUUCCUUCAGUGGCAGUUGCCUUUGCCAUGUUUGAGCAUACAGUAUUUCUCAUCUUAUUGUCAGUAAAAUUACUUUCAUUUGAAGAACGCGUGACGAGGACCUGAUCGAUCGAUCGAACAUAAGCAUGCAAGGCUAAAAAUCCCGCGGGAGGGGGGAUGGGGAGGGGCGCUCAAAGGAAGUUUGUGUAGCGGUGUGCCGCCGAUGCCCGCAAACCCCGACCCUGUUUAAGACAAAAACUUCUCAUUUCGCUUCCCGUGUUUAAGAGACAGAAGACACUACUUUCCGACUCUGAUUAGCUUUGUUUUGCACUGACAGAACUAAGUAAUUUUUCUCACUAAAAUCGUGGAAAUAGAUAUUUAAGAAAAAAAAUAUCUGUAUUGCAAAUGUAGGCCGCUCAUCGCAAGUGUUCACACUCUUUGAAAGGCUUGUCCAAAAAGACACCCUGUUCAAGACGAUUAAUAGUGAAAUUGUAUACCCUGUUUAAGACUAAGACCUUGAAAAUCAUAGCCUGUUCAGCGGCACAUACCCUCAUAGGCCAAAUAAGGGAGUGCCCCUCCAGGCUUGAAAACCAUACCUUGCUCAGCGGCACAUACUCGCAUAGGCCUAACAAGGGAGUGCCCUCCCCGGGCUAAAAAUGAAGAGUAAACAACAAAUAUUAGUCGAUUACAUUUAACCGCAGAGUUCAGUUAAGAGUGAAUUCGUUUCGGCACUUAGGAAAGGAAGAACUUCAUCACAGGCAACAUUUAAACCAAUUUCUUUCGUUAGCUUUUGAUAUUUUUGAACAAACAUUUUUUUCUGCUAACCCUCAUAUAAGCGACAUACGUAGUACCGAUUAUUCCUCUUUAAAUGUUCCUGCUCAAAACACGCCUUCAUUUUGCAGCUGCAGGUAGUCCUGUAGCGUUCUAUCUCGGUAAAUGUUUGAAGUUUCUGGUAAGCGUGUUGUCUUACGAUAGUAAUAUCAUGAAGACUUCAGGUUAAAAUGGGUAUAAAGUUGGAAAGUAUUUGAACUCAAUGAGAAUUUUCGUCAGAUACCGUAAGACCACAAGGUCAUAAGUCUCUCUAUCCUUCCUCUUGUUCAAGACUAGAAGCCUUAUUUUGUAUCCCUUUUAAAGAUAAUCAAGCUUUUGGUGCUUCUUCAAAUUCCUUGAAAGCAGAGUUUAUUUUCGUUUGCUAUUGGCGUGAGAAAGUAGACUCUGCUCUGAGCAAGAACUCUGUUUGAUCUUGCGGACCGUGGACCAAACUAACCAGUUUAACCUUUAUAUACCAGUUUGCAACUCAGCCUAACCAGUUUAUAGCCGUAGACGAACCAACCAGUUGAUCCUGUUUUUUUUUUCCGCACGCGUGUCUGGUAAGAUUAUAUGCUGACCUUUUAGUGCGCCCUCUCUGACGUGUUUGAAUAUUCAAAGCAGUGAAUGAAUGUUCAUGUUAAUUAAGUGAUGUACGGGAGGAAAAUAAGACAUUUUAGUCUAGCAUAAUUAGGAAUUAGAAGCAUUAAACCACCAGCUAAGAAUUACUUUCAGCGUAUUAAUGUCAAUAACUUGAUUGUAGAUGACUGAUUCAUACGGGUACGGGCCGGCGUAAUCCCGCGUAAUCCGUCGAGCCUCGUGCUCUUUUCACGCAUCAGAGUUAUCAUAUUAUCACGUGUAACGAAGAUUACAUGCACGUGGAAAUUGUUUGGCUGAUUAGAAUGCCGGCUAAAGACUCUCCAAUCUCACAGAGCGAUAGCCUGCGUACAGCUGCUCCCUCCCCCUGAGUUAAAAAUCUUACUGAUGGGGAAAGGGCGCGGCUGUACACAGGCUAAUAAAGUAAUACCUCGUUCUGCUCGAGAAGGCAAAAAAACACGACACAUGAUCCAGUUAACAUUUCGUUUGAACGUUUGGUGAAAGAUUUGCAUUCAAGUCGCUAGUAUUGUUAUGAAGAAAACUGGAACCGCCAUGACGUCGUUUUUGUCGAGGGGCUUUCCAUCAAAUCGCGGUCGGUUUUUCAACGAAAUCGUCGCCUAUCAAGAAUAUUGUUUUGUGGGGUUAAACGCUACUUGCGAUUUCUUUGCCGUCAUAUGUCCCCCGACUAAUGGACCUUAAUUAACAUUGGCAAAUAAAUCACACAAAUUACAGCUUAGUGUAGAACAAUGACGUUUUUCCAAGCAUUAAUGGCCUGCUUCAUGGAUUAUCCGUCAGAGACGGGUUAUCUAUUGAAUAAUUCGCGUCAGAAAGAUAAUAAGUCUUAAUUUUGGAUUAACAUUCCGCCUGGCUUCAUCCAUCUGAUUUUCCGUCAAAUUUGACGAUUUUUGAAGUCCGUCUCUGAGUGAAAACGGCCAAUAUAUCAAAGUUUAUACAUGUUUUUAUACAAUAAAAAUUUUAUUUUGAAGAAUGUUAAGACUAACAAGUGUUCAAAAAACCACAAAUUAUCUCUGACCAUCCGCUUUAAUUUUCCAGUUUGUGCAUCUGUGCCUCCUUUGUAUUUUCUAUGGUUAGUUUUUAGGAUGGCCGAAAACCGGUCAAGGUGUUCAAAACACUAAAUUAAAAUGAUGGACAGUCCGAUAUUUUUAUUCUGUCUCAGUGACAGGUUAAAGAAUCCCAGCCAAUCCAAACUAUGAUAUGUUGAUUUAGAAAACUGAUUAGGGCAUAGUUAAUUGACCCAUGCAAGUGAUAAGGGUGAAGCACUGACUCGAACUGACUUUAUUGCAAGGGUUGUUGCUAUAAUCAAACCUCCUGGCCUGAUUUGGGCCAAACCCAAGAAUUGAGUUCGAGCGGUCUACGUGGUUGGAAGUUCGACCGUUUCGCCGACGAACAGUUUGAACAAUUUCAAGAACCGAAUCCAAUACAUCAGUUAUGCUAGAAGCCCAUAGUUAUGCUAAUGCAUUUUACAGUGUCAGGAGCCCAUCAGUGUGGCUCUGUCGCAUGCUGUUGUUUUUCACAGUACAGGUGCAUUCAACUAUAACGAACUUUAUUUCAUAACUUUUUCGAUGGCCACGAAACUUCGAGAAAACGUACAGCUAUUAUUCGACGAUAAUAAGGAAUAAUGAUCGUGGUAAAUGUUUUUUAUUUUUAUUUUUUUAACGAAAUUAGCGUUUAAGUGGACCCUAUUUUUUAGGAAUAUCCCAGUUUUAGUGGAACAUUUUGCUGCAUGAGAUCACGGUUUUUGUCAUUUAACAGUUCUUACUGAUAUAAUUAUAUGCCAAGAUCUUGACUAUAUAUCACAAUAACAGAUUUCCAAGCCCGUUAAUUGUCGGGGGCGCUUUCGCCGAGAAAGGAGCCCCUCUACGUAAUCAUGCCGUAAGAGAUGGAGGGGUUUGACGUUGAGGGGGUUGGAGAAGGGGAGAUCCCGGGGGAGAUAUCUCCAUAGUUCUUCAUAAGACAGGGGCACCCAACGAGAAUAUAGUUCAAAACCACUUAAACAUAGCAUUGUUAAACGUAUUUUAGUAUUUAAUCGGUAGAUAUGGGCAUAUUUUUAUCCCCUAAAAAUCAGUUCAUCUGUUCGGAUUUCCUAGCUGAAAGUUUAGUGAUCCGAAAAUUAUAGGAAUCAAACCUUACCUUUUCGAAAAUUCCAGCCAGAAAAAAGGCUCUUGAAAAUUCUACGUGACCUUUUUAAAGUUGAAAAUCCGUUAAAAAUGGGCAAUUAUACCAUUUUUUAGAUGUUCGAAAAUCCUAGGAGAGGCAGACAAGCAAGAAAUUUCACACAAAAUGUUCCGAAAAUUCUAGACCUCAAAUAGUCUUCCGAACAGAUAUUUUCCGAAAAUUCACGUUGGGUGCCCCUGAUAAGAUACUCAGCCUCAUUCAUUAAUUGUUAAGUAAUUGCUUUAAAUCAAAUAUUCACUUCUCCACUCCUCAGGAAUAUGUAAAGAAAUCUGGUGAGAACCACCUGUUGUGUUCUCCUGCCCUUCAGUCGUGACGUACACGUACUGGUAGGCGCUAAAACGGCGUAAAAAUACAUUUAAAUAUCCCGCUAGCGGCCACCCAAAAUGACAAGGUUCAGUGAAAGGAAAUUAUUGCGUCAUUUUGGCGGGAAAACUCGUCAUGUGAUCUGAGAACUGAACUUUGUACAAGAGGAACUAAGUAGUCCUUCGGAGUCGUGGAGCUGCUGAUCGAGUGUGAAGAUUGAGUGUAGAUCAUCGAAAUUGUACGCGAAUUGAUGUCGAUGAAUUCUUUAAGUGUAGAAGAGAGCCGUCAUUUAAAAAGUGGUCGCGGUCGCUUACAGGGGUGGUCGUUUACCCGGGGGGGACUUCACAUAUGAAAGGGGUGGGGAUGCUUGUCGGAAAUUUUGGAUUAAACCCCCAAAGGAGACCGAUCUGGGCUUGGCCCAAGCUUUUUUUGACCCCUAAAAGAGACCAAAACCGUGCAACCCUAAACGAGACCUUCACGGCUAAAUAUGAUGGCGUUUUCCCCAGAACACCCUUAGGCCCAGUUCAGACGUCGUGCUUCUGCCGUGCCGAACUAAAUUCAGGAAUUAAGUUCGACAAAAGCACGACAGAAGCACGGCGUCUGAAUCAAGCUUUUGAAUUAAGUUCGGAAAGCAAUUAAGUUCGACAAGUGCUGCUGUGCUACGCGGCUCUAGCACGGCAGCGAUUCAAACGUCGUGCUUCUGCCGCGCUAAACAAAAUUCAUAAAUUAUAUUAGUGUAUUUUGGCGAGAUUGCGUUCCCACGGGGAGUUGGGAGAAGAAUUGUUACGAGGCAUCAGUAAAUCCUGAAUUUGGUUCAACUCUGGCACGACGUCUGAAUCAAAGUUGUUUUCCUGCCGUGUUACAGUCGAACCAAAUUACAAUUAAGUUCGGCACGGCAGAAGCACGACGUCUGAACUGGGCCUUAGUGAGACCAAAAUCCGAAAUUUACACCCCUAAGCGAGACGACUAGCAUCCCCACCCCUUUCAUAUGCCGAGUCCCCCACCCAACCCGGGUCGUUUACGAGAGAUUCCAACUGUAGCAAGAGAGGAUAAAGGGGACAGAGAAGGCAUCCCCCAUACACACCCUAUUCCAUAGGUAAUUCGCCUCGAGUUAUUUUUGCCUCGAGUUAUGGAAUAGAGUGUGUAUGGGGGAUGCCUUCUCUGUCCCCUUUAUCCUCUCUUGAACUGUAGUGAUUUGACUGGGAAUAAAAGGUUUUGUGUUUGGCCGGGUAGUCGCUUACCAGAGGUAGUCUUAAAUGGUGGUUUAACUGUAUUUCUAACAUAUAAGUAUCAGUUGCAUCUUUCCUAGUACAUUUCGCCGCAAUCAAAACAUAGUUGCAUCACCUGUAAACAUUCAUGUCGCAAAAUAUAUAUAUGAUACACAUUCCAUCUUUUCUUACUUGGAGACACAAAAAAAUCAAAGAGCAGAUAACCUGCGAUUCUCUGUAGACUCUUUGUUCCGGAUCACUACAUAGUGGGAUCCCUUAACACAACUACGUAAUAAGAAUAAAUCGCUAAAAGAGGAAGUCCUUUUGCCAUUUUCGUGUAAGACGUGUAACGUUCAUGAAUUAAAAUGAUAGAACCAUAACGCGCGUCUUUUCCAAACUCUGCUUUAGAGACUCUCGCUUAAGUACCGGACACCUGAUAAUUACAAACAGUUUGCUUUGUCCCUUUGGACAGAAAGCCAUUACAUUUUCUAUAAAUUCAAUUCGCUUAAUACGGACACUUUCUAUGUCCCCCCUAGCUCGGUAUCCCCAUUGUGCGUAUUAACGGGGUUGACUGUCUUUAAAUGAUAGAACUUUCUACCCUUUUCAUCUUACUUAACAACUCGUGAAUUCCCUGCCAUUUUAGGGGCUGUUUACAUGCAGGGAGGAAGAUCCUAGAAGGUGGAAUAAGUUUACGUUGGGUUUACAUGCAGAAAUUUCGGCCCGUGAGUUGUUCAAGUGGAGAAGGUUAGAGAAGGAAUAAAAAAUGGCGGACGACAAAAUUAAAAAAAGUAAUUUGGGUCCUUCUACUCUCUUUACUGGCGUAAAUCACUACCUUUCAGCUGAAUAUUAACACAAUAAUCUGCUCGUGGAUUACUCUAAACGAAAUGGUCGGCCUUUAUUGCCGUAAUUAGCCACUGAACGACCAGCCGACAUUUUUGUCGCGUUUGUCCCUAGUACUAGGAUCUUCCUAGCGAAAGCAGUUACAUGGUGCUAGGAUCUUCUUACCUCUCAGCUAGGAAGAUCCUAGUACUAGGAAGAUCCUAGCGCUAGGGACAAGUACAACCCUUUGCAUGUAAACUGAAUACAGAAAACAUAUGGCGCUAGGAUGAUCCGCCCUCUAGGAUCUUCCUGGUUCCCUUCAUGUAAACAGCCCCUUAUAUACCUCUAGUCUGAAAAAGGCACGGCCUUUCGCGCGCGGAGAGCUGGAAGUUUACCCUUUAUUUGUUGCCUGAAACCGUCUUCUGUACUUCUAUUGGCUUAUUAGGGAGCUAGCAACAUCGACGGUGACGGCAACGGCGACGGCCACGAAAACCUCACUUUAAAAUUGAAGUCGCGCUGCUUCAAACUUAAUCGCGCUUAUUUUAUCUCUUUCUAUGCGUCAAAUGUUGACAGAUUUUUUCAGGAGUUGAGUUCUUAAAGACUGUAUCGAAGUCCAGGAAAAGAAAAAAAGGGUCGUUGUCUUGUUCACGUCCUCCAGCGGGCGGGCAUUUUCACGUCGUAGUCGUGCAGUGACGGCAAAGAAAUGUACAAAAAAGCGAGAUGCACGUGCGCAGUCGGUUUUGCCAAUCUAAACCUAUUGCUUUUUUGCCGUUCUCGUGUACUAUCCUUUCUCUUAGGGCUAAGCAGACGUCACUAGUGCAAACAAAUCUUAAGCUAUGGUAAAACGGGCAACAAAAACGUGCAACUUGUUUUGCAACAUUGCUGCGAAACGAGUUGAAAUUAAAGCAAUAUUACGCGUUUUACUACCCACGUUCAAAAUCUGUCUUGCAACAAAUCAGCCGGUUGUUGCAAGUUGCGCGAAUACUGAGUUCCAAUUGGUUAGAAUUCCACGGGAGUCUUGGCAUAAACAACAUUUUCGUCACUUGCUUCAAAACUACAGUUUGCCUUGGGCCGGUAAAACGCGUAACAUGUACAGAUUUUGCUGCAGAAAAUAGCACUUCUCUUAAGUUUCUGUGAAAACGUUUUUACAAUCUGCAACAAUCUAAUUAGUAGCGAGACAGGUUUAAUUCGUGGCAGGUAAAAUGCGAAAAUCGCUAUUCAACUCAAAUUGCAGCGAUGUUGCAAAACAAUUUGCACGUUUUUGUUCAUCGUUUUAUUGUACCUUUACCGACACCUGUUACAGUUCAAAAACGGUUAGUAAGUUGAACUGGUAUUUGUUUUGUGGCUGCAGAAGACAUGGCAGAAAAUGGAGACGCAGCGUGUUUCUAUCCCCAGGAAAUCCUUGACCUCAACUGGAACACUACUUCCAAAGAGACAAUCCAGAAGGCUUAUAAAGUAUGGUCUGUGUGCUAUGAUAAGGUACUGUUUUGGGGUGUAAAUAAGCAUUCAAUUAUACGAAACGUUUGCGAACUUAGACAGGUUGUGAUAACUGAAGACUGACCGGGUGUACAGAACACUAUACUCUCCAUCACCAACUAUACUGUGGUUUCUGGUUAGUCCAACUUUUUUCGGGAACUAUAUCUACUAAAAUAGUUUACUUCCGGGAUUUCAGGCCGAAGAAGGGAAGGGACAUAUGGAAGCUAUACAUGGUGGGCCGGCACCCAAAGGAGCCCCAGAGGUGAUCAAAAUGGGAUUGGGUACGCUCAGGGUCAUAGGCUCCUGGUACGCUAUAAAACUUUUCUCUGUCGUAUAUAAGUUAUUUCACUCAUCUUGAAUGUAACAAUAAUAUUGCAACCAGCACAGGGAUCCUAGGCCUAGUCACACAUGCUCAAUUUCCUUGUUAACUGCUUAGUCAUGAUGAAUAGUCCUAUAAGAUGGCUGUGACAGGUCUACACUGAGCUGCGCCGUGAAGCAGUGGUCGAAAAAUUUUGAAAAGUGUGCUUAUGCAGUGGCGGAUCUAGGGGGGUCCGGAGGGCCGGCCCCCCUACUUUUAGACCAAACUGAGGCCCAAAGGGCCGAUAAAAACUUUUUUUGAGACCGGGGCCCCCCUUAUCUCAGGGUCUGGAUGACCUCCCUCCCCACCCCCUUAUCUGAAGGUCUAGAUCCGCCACUGUUAAAUGAUCAUACUCUUUUGACGCUGACUGUAUAAUCCGCUACUAUUCCAAGAGAUGGAUAUGAUGUCAUCUGAAUUUGUAUGAUCGUCUGGGUUAAAGUAGUAUAACUCCAUGCAAGUAUUUCGUUUUUGUUCCAGGUCUCUUUUUAUAUUUGCUGUAUGAUAUGUAUUUUUUUACUUCCCAAACCCCUCCCAAAAAAAUCAACAAGAUCAUUCCUCGAGUGGCCAACUCUAGUUAUAGACUCUUUUCUUUUUUUUUUUUUUUUUUGCUUGCCUUGAUUUUGCCCACUGCAAAACUUUCUUUUUUCCGGCCUUUUCACAUUCUCCUCAGACAUCUGUUACACUUUUUGCAUUUGUAGGUCAAGACGUAGAUGUUACUCAUUUCGAAACUGUUGCUGGGAUAUUACGUACAUUUUGUUUCGUUUCUCUGAAUAUUAUACCGUAAAUCCUCUACUGUGGGCUUUUUUUCAAGCACCUUCUAAGGGGGUGGGAGGGGGAGGGGGGCUUAAUAGAGAGGGGGCUUCUUUAAUUUAGCGAAGAUGAUGGCAUUAAUUCUCCAUAAAGAAAUAGAACGCAAAGUAAAUAAGCUCAGACACAUGAGGUUGGACUUCAUGCUCGCGAACAACAACAACAAAAAGAAUUCGAAAAAAGCCACAUGCCGGAUCAGUCACAGUGGUGAUUAAUUACUACAGUCUUUCGUUUAAGAAUACGGGGGAAGGGGAGGGAGUUUAAUAACUUUCUACUCCUAAAAAAGCGGGAAAAGCCUAUUAGAGAGGGGGGCAUAUUUGAGAGGGGGGCUUAGAGUGUUUUUCUUGAACCAUGAAACAGAUGCUAACAAAUAGUGCAAAAUAGCGACAGGUAACUAAAAUAGAAGACAAUAGAAUUAGUGCAUAACGUAGUGUAGUAUUCUACCACCUAUUUCACGGUUCUAGUAAAAUCACUCUGAAAGAGGAUUUACGGUAUUUUAUUACGGCUUUUUUGUAACUUAAUUUUUUGUGAUCACCUAAUUCAUUUGCGUUUGUUUCUUAUCAUAGUGGUGAGCUGUGCAGUGCGAUCUUUAAGAUGUAGCUGCAUAGCUGUGUAAAGAAUGAAUAAAGCAGUACUGCUGUUGUUUUCCAAUUUCAUUGACAAUUUAUUAUAAUGGAAUUAUGGGACAAGGUAUCAUUGUCUGAGUGAACCAGCUUUAAAAUAGAAAUUUAUCUUUUCUUGAUAUACUAUUAACUAUAUGUUUGUAUGUAAUACCAUUGAAUUCGAUCAGUUAUUAUAAUGUUAAGGAGUUUUGUAACCACAAUAUAUCAUAGAUGUAUACGGUCAAUACUUGAUGCAGAUACUGUUUAUAAUCACGAGAGCUCUGCUUGUAAUAGUACUCAACGCUUGAAGAAUUCUGUAACCGGCACAGUCAAUCAUACAUGUACUUGACAGUUAUAUUCUUAAAGAUUCUUACUAUAUGUUUAUCUAUUACCAAUAGUUUUGAUUCGUUUAUUGUUUUAGUACGAAAGUGUUCAAUCAGACAUGAAUUUCAGUGCAGAUUGAUAUGAGCUUCUUGAGAUUAACACUUUUUACCUUCAUGAGAAAACAUAUAUUUUAAGAUUUUCGCUCAUAGUUCCUCUCUUAUCUUUAGGGAGUAUUCUAUUUCUUUGUGGUGUGAGAACAUCAGUGUAAGCGGAUGGUCAAACAAUUUGUAUUUUAUACCCAAGAUUCAGUCAUGCAUAUUAAGCUUAUUACCGACUUAAACCAUUAGUUCCUGAGUACGAAACAUGUCAGACUUCUCUCCUGCAUCUUAACUGUUGCCAGUUGAAGUUGACUUGUGUUGUCUGCCCGUAUGGUGUCCUCAUCUUUGUCGAUUUUUGAAUGUGUUGCGAGCAUUUCCAUAGUCCAGUUUUGCCACAGUUUUGACAUAAACUUUGAUUCAUCUUAACGAUUGUUUUGAAAUUGGGCAUUUCCAUGUGGAUUCUUUUAAAGAUGUAGGGUUUUUGUACGCUCACUACGUGAUCGAAUUUUUUCCCCUAGUUUUUUUUUGGUGAAUAUAAGUCUAAUAACUCCUAAAAAGGUUUUUUUUUCAAGAUUUUUAUCGGCAAUGAAGAGCACCCGUAAUGCCUCCUGGGUCAUCGGUAUGACGCUAUUUUGUCUUUUCUCGACGCACUAGGCAAAACGUAUAUUUUGACUGUGCUAUACGACAGGUAACACAACGAGCAAACCGUGCUGAAGAGUGAAACAAAUUUAGUUUUACCUUCAUUCUUGUUUUUUCUUUUUAGUGGGUCUUUGAAGGUUCCGCUCCAGGCUCCCCAGGUUGCCUCGCUCAUUCAUCAUGUGGCGAAGGCUUUUUCAAUGCGGCUAAAGACCUCUAUGGUGAAAGCAAGAAAGACCUCAAAGUAUUGGAUUUGGGUUGUGGGACAGGACUAUCAGGUCAAGUUCUGAAGGAAAAGUACGGAUAUGACAAUCUGAUUGGACUGGAUGUGUCUGAAGACAUGCUAAAUAUCGCGAGAGACCGGAACAUCUACAAGACUCUUAUCAGCGCUUUUGUGACUACUGACAAAAUAGAAGACAUACAAGAUGGUGAAUAUGACGCUGUUAUCUCCUCUGGCGUGAUUACAACUGAGCUUGUGAGGCCCAGUGCUUUUGAUGAAAUCAUACGCUGGAUUAAGCCAGGUUAGUUAGCGGACAGGCUAAGGCUGUACUGGCUUCUCUCUUGGGCAGAAAAACAGCAGAGACCGGGAAUCUAUAACUUGAUUCUAGCCCUUGAUUCCUCGUGCUUAGGCCUCUUUGAGGUCUUCUCCACACGUCAAACCGUGAAUGUUACUAGCGCUCUCACAAGAUCUCACCACAUUCUUAGCCAUAAUUUGAAUUGAGAGUUCUUCGGCUGCAAAACAAUCCGUAUUUUUGCCUAUUCACGUACGCGCGAACAGUCAAACGAAGGAUCAUGAGCGAGGCUGAAAACAGAGAGCAAGACUGGACGCCCAUGGGCGUGGGCGUGUGAGGCUCGCGCGGCUUGCGUAGCCUGCAAAGCAGGCGUAUUUUGCAGCGCGAUCCAUGACUUUUUUUUUCAGAAAUGACGCUUUCCCGCCAUCUUGGAGGUUAAUACUACCAGAGAGUUGGGAUGAGUCAAAAGCUGAUAUCAAGAGAGAGGUUGAUGGGUAUAAAAUAGAGGUGGGGGAGGGGAGGAAAAAAUACAAAAAAUAUUUAAUCCUCUCUCCUCCCCGCCCCUUCUCCCCUUCCCCCCUUUCCCGCCCCUCCUCCCUCAGUCUUUUCCUUGGCUUUUCAAGAUGGCGGCCGCGAUCAAUGUAACUCUGAGUUUCCGUUGAAAAACGCCUGCUGUACAGGCUAGGCUCUCGCGGCUCUAAGGCUAUUCUUACGCUACGCCAAACCAAUUUUGAAAAAAAAAAUAACUGACUGUUUUGCAGCCUAAGAGGUUUUGAGUAAGAUGCUCUUAAUAAGAAGAAAAAAUCAGCGAACAAAUAUUAGGAGAGUGAAUGAGAUUAACUAAUCCGCAAAUUAAAAGUCCUAUUUUUGCAGUUUCAGCUUGGGGCGUGACUAGCCAUGGACAGCUGUUUCGCCCUAAUUGAGGCUCAUCAGUAUAGCAUAGCCGUCGGACAUCUGUACGGAUAAAGUCGUCUUCAGAGGCCCUUUACUGCUGAGGAGAGUGCAAAGCACUUCUCUAAGCGCCUACUCCACACAACACACAUGGGAACUGUCGACGGCUAUGCCACGCUUAUGAGUCCCAAUGAGAGCGAAACAGCUGUCCAUGGCUGCCACUGCCCUGGUGAGAUGGUGGUGCGCAUGCGUGAGGUACUGGCCAGGCCUUGGGUUUGGGUUAGCGUAUGUGUGCCCCUUGCUUUAAGUUUGUCUUGCUUAUUCCGUGAAUUUUAAUUGAAUUGUCUUUUUUCUGCUCGUUACAGGUGGUAUCAUGUGCUUCACCUGUCCAGUGUUUGACAGAGAGGAAGACGGUUACAAGGCGAAAUGUGAAAGUCUGGAAAAAGAAGGAAAAUGGACACUGCACACAAACAAGGAGGCUUAUUACUAUGGCGACAAACUUCCUCGUGGGCGGGGCUAUAAAACCUGUCGAUUGCUGGUCUACAAAAAAGUAUAAAAGUACUACUCAGCAGCUUUGUAACCGGCUUGGAUUUUUCUGCUAUGAUUUUAGUUCAAUAAAAAUCAUGAAGGAAGGAAAAUGAAUCAAUGCACGUGCGAUUUUUGACUAGGGAAGGACAAAUAGUUCGGUUAGGUAACCAUCUGGAUGGGAUCAAUAGCUGCUUCGUUACCAGGCGCCUCUUGGGAUUUUUGACGGUAGUCGCGGCGCAAGGAUCAUGGGAAAACUUCGGAUUGAAAACUUCGUGCGCCCUGACUACCGAAUAAAAUCCCAAAAUGCGCUUGGGCACAACGCAGCAUUGAUAGGGAAUAGGGUUCACUACAUUGGUUGCCAACGGUUAGGCUUACUUUUUGUCAGUUCACGUCUUUAUCGUAACUUUUAGAAGUCUCUCCUCUCGAACGGGUGAAGGUUUGCGCUGUUGAGGUCCCAGGUGUCCCGGAAACGUUAGCUACAAAAUACGAUACUUUACAGAUAACUAGUAGAGGUGUGAUAUCAGUUUACUCCUGUUGAACGCAAGACUAGCUACUGAGUUCUGAACUCUCUGUUGAAUUUCGUUUACUGAAUAUAAAAGGCCUUACAUUCAUAACUAGUUAAUCCUUAGCAUGAAACGCAGGCCCUGGUUUCAAGGACGCGCGUUAUAUAAAACAUAACCAAACAAGACGCUAUGGGAGCGUAUAUUUGGGCUUGGUUGAACUAAGCGUAUGUGAAGUUUCUUAAGUGAAUGAGGGAUAUGUGGGUAGUGCAGUGGUAUUGUAUAUUUGAGGGGUUAGUUGAGAUGUGUGAAGUAGUAGGCUUGGAGUUAUAUUGGAGGUUGAUUGCUAAGAUCAUGGGUGUAGUUUGUGAGGUAGUUGCUGGGUUUCUACAUUGAGUUGUUUUUAUUGGAUGUUGGUAAUGGAGUCAAACUGUUAAUAGUGGCACUGAGGUGUUGAUAGAAAAUGUCUGUAUUAUGAGAUAUGAUAGCUUUAUUAAGAAGUAAAAUCAUUGCAGCCCCCGGGCCGGCUGAAAUGUAACUUACCCUACAAUGGAACUAAAAAUUAUCUAUAAAUAUAUGAUAACUACUAUAAAAACCGUAAAAUAUAACCUACAAUAAAAUACAAAAGGAGAAGUAUCAACACCAAAAUACUAAUAAUUAAGAUUACUACUAAUAACUAAAACUGUUCGCCAUAAUAAAAGUGUUUUUAAACCUAUUUGUCUUACAAAUCGGUAGUUUGAAGUAUCUCUGGCUACGGGUGCAAUAAGUAGACCCGUUGCGUGGCGACAGCGGAUCAUGGAGCUUGCGGCUUUGGUCCCUUACAAUUUGGUCAAAUAGAGCAUUACUCAAGGCCUUCCUCCUCUCGUAGAGUGACGUGAUGUCUAGAGCUACUAGAGCCUCAGGAUAGGAUAAGUCGGGUUGUAUUAUCCCCAACGUGCGCUUUUGCAACCUUUCCAUUUCAUUAGACAGAUAUUGCGGCAAAGAAUCAUGAAAAACUGGGCACACUUAUUCUAAUACAGAGCGUAAAAAUGUUGUAUAGAAAAGUAGCAUAUCCUUGGGUGGAACUUUAGCGCGCUUAGCUGUUUUAGGAAGUACAGGCGCGUCGCAGCCUUUUUGCAUAUAGAUUCUACAUGCGCGUUCCACCUGAGGUUGUCUGAAACUACCACUCGUUGCAGCUUUGCGGACGAGACAACUUCGAUUUGCUUAUCAUUGAAAGUGAUAUGGUCCACAGAACUUCCUGAUCUAGAGAAUGAUAUUCUAAAUUCUUUACAUUUAGACUCGUUGAGUUGGAAACCAUCAGCUUCCGACUGUCGUACAAGUUAAGUUUAUUAUAACUGACAUGUUUUACAAACAUACUGUUUUCCAUCAAAUGAAGACUGCACACUGAAAAAAUUUCCAGACAAAUAUUUACUUUUGCCAAAAAUGUGAACUGGUCUCUUGUAAAGUAAUCGAUUGCAAACACAACAUAUAUAACAGGGACCUUUUCGUAUUUUAGUUUUAUACUGUUCAAUGGAAAAAUCUAUACCCCGAUCUGCCUGCUUUCUUUCCUCCUUGUAACUAAAUGUUUCUUUUUAAGAGGUUCCAUCUCACAAUACUCAAAUGAUCUAUACCUGUGUAAACACUGUACGCAUUUCGGGCAAUUCUGUUAACAUUAACAUAGAUUGUCUUGCAAGAAAUGACUAGAAUAUAAUUGGUUACCAAGAGUCAUUAUUUGAAUCAUAUCAUGGACUGAGGUAAUCCUUCUUAUUUUACUGUAAAUUAAAGCGCACAAACUCAUUGCAACACAUUGUUGUCUCGCAUUUCCCCCAAAUACUACAACGUUUCCUUGACAGUAUGGAGCAUGAAUCGUUUUUGUAGCAUCUACAUAACCUGAAGGUUCUGGAUUCUUCUCGAUAUCAGUAGAAAGCUUAAAUUGGCCAAAAUUCACCUGGUGAAUCAAACUCUUGUAAGCACUAUAAAAUGGAUACUUGCAUGCACAGAGGGACAAAUACUUACUUAAAACCAUAUUGUGAUACCUCACCCCACCUAGAUAGCCUCUUCUUUUAUGCUUGGACGACAGAUAAACCUUCCCUUAUUUUCGAACUAAUUUUGGACUUGCCCUUAGUAAAAACCUCACACUCUUACGGUUACUUCUGUACCGGUGUAAGUAUAAACCAUUUCUCUUUUUAACGUAACAAUGAAUUUUAGACGACAAUAGUGUAUUUUUCAGAAUUCCCUUCCAUACAAAAAGUCUCGCUUUCCGUGUUUUCUUUAACAAAGAUUUUAAUUUCUUCAUCGGUAGUCUGCUAGGUGCACGACCGCGUCGAGAAAAAUGACUAACCCUAUUUAAACCAACUGGAUUGUAAGGUCUGUUAUAAAUAAAUUUCCCACGACAAGAUCUCAAUUCAGCUUCUUUUAUUUCCUCCACAAAACAAUUUUCCUUCUGCACAAUUGACUCAUUACCUUUUCUUGUCAUCACCUUACUGACAUCAAAACACUCUCUGCCUCGUAAUAAUACAAAACUUGCUGAUAAUGCAAAAUCCCGACGCCGAGCAUCGUACAUGUACCGCGUCACUUGAAAAACACAACGCGCAAUACAAAAACAAGUACAUCAACAGUCACUCUGCUAAACAAAAUUGAAAGAAUAAGAAGAAUUGUUACCGCUAUCACAGUAGUUCCCAAACAAGCCUGAGUCCGUAUUGGUUUACCCUGCGAACAGAGUCUCCUUCGAUCUUCCCGACUUAUCUAGGAAAGAUCGAAGCGACGCUGCUAGCAGGGUAGUAUUGGUUUCAAUUGUUGACAAUCUUCUCUUCCUUCAUCGGAAGAGAUUUUUUUCCCAGGCAACUCCUUGUGUUCCGCACUGUGAAAAUCAAAAUUACUAUUGUCACACUGAUUACCAGCUACACUAAUCUUGCGACUCUCAAACUUGAUACACAUUCUUCUGUUCAAACUCUUAUCGAUUUUACUCGUACACUCCUGACAUUCCGAUUUGUCACUGCGCUUAUGAAGUCCAUGGUCUUUGAAUGUCUUGACAAUUUCCUUUGAGUUCGCGGACCAGCCAUUAUGAAAACACUUAGUGUUGUUUUAGUGCGGGCCUACUGCGAACAGUGUAUGCAUUUGUAAGUUUAACCCUCGAUAACAUAGUUCAACAAUACGUUCCUCAAAACACCGUCGCCAAAUUUUAUCCAGACUCCUUGUUACUGCUGCUUUGAAAAAUUUCGGAUCAAAUGAUAUUAGUGGAUUACUGCCAUCCUUGAAGCGCGACGAAUUCUGCGCGUAGUUUCACAUUUCAACCUGUCAGUUUUGGCCAAUGAAACGUUGUCGGUUAGUCUCUGUCGUGAAAUUGACAACGUUUUUGGCGCCGAACGAACAUGUUUUGAUCACGUACUGUCUAAGUUUUCAGGUUUUUCGUGGGAGCGUAUUCUAAUUUUAAAGUCUGCAUGUGUCAAUAUGGUGAUUCAAAUUCAAGUUCAAAUUGGAGAAGAGUCUACAUUUUGCGUGGGAUUCCGAAGACACCUUUUAUGGAUUUUGGUUUACUUUAUGAAAACAAUAAAGGAGAAUAUGUAGUGUUGAUUAACGUUCGCAUGGCAGACAUUACCCUCGCUUCGCUUGUUUACUUCCUUGUUUACACGUUCGCACGUGUUGCGUGCCUAUUGCACUUUUGCUUCAGAACAAGCCGUUUCAAUUACUCUAUUUGGGCCACACCCAAAUAAUAAAAACUUUAAUUUGUAAUCAAUUUUCUGGUUUAUGAAAUCUUACCCACUUUUACUGACAGUUCAUAGCCACUGGCAUUGGCAAAAUAAAAUUUCUUGUGUUCUUAAAAAGGAUUUGAUAGAAUUGAAAUAUCCACUACGAUCCACACUUAAAAACUGAACUGUGACUGAACUGAACUGUUUCAGUGCGAUCAGGCUUAAGAAAUAGUGAUCUCCAUCAACAUUCUCUAUGAAGAUUACACUUUCACACAAUUAGUAGUUAUUGAGAAUUUAUAAAAUGAUCGAGUGAUCAGUGUCGACCUUAACACAUUUUUGUGCUAAAAUGAUAAUAGGUAUCCAUUAGAAGAUGAUACAAAGGAACCCAAAAUAGACUUACCCCGCGUCGGCUGAUGUUUAGAAAAUUGAGAAGGACUGAAGAGCAUCACCGUACAGCUGUAUCCAGUCAGCGACCCUCAAUAAAAAUCAUUUAAGCUUCAUAAUCAACAACGACGUGAAUGCCCGAGUUUCUGACUCGACGGUCAUCUCCCACCGUCAGGAAAUCAUACGAUAUUGCUUCUGGAACGAAUCCCUCAUUUUAAUUCCCCCAAUUCAGUAAUCCACGAGCAAGUACCUUUUCGAGAUCUUCUCCGCACGACGAAACGCUUUCUCGGACUUCUCUGACCGCUUCCCGCUAUGUUUUCUAGUAGUUGAAGGGAAGCGCUUUAAACCCGCUUUCGUCUGCAUUCCAUCGGCGUAUUAAAGGCUCGGGUUAAAGGUUGUGGAAAAGAUGAGUCGUUUUUCAACAGAUGGCAAAAGUAAAUAGAAAUUAUUUCUAUUUACUUUUGUCAGUUCUUUGAAAACUGAAGAAGUAUGCGCAUUUGGAAAGAGAUAGAAUUAUAUAAGAGUGGAGAAAAAAGUAGAGCAUUUCUAGCUAAUAAUUUGCACUGUUUGAAAUAGGGACUAGCUGGUGCAUCCCACGUUGAGAUUUAUGUAACUGGCUCCCAAAAGUCAAAAUCAGGUGACUGCUACCGCAGAGAUGCCAAUCUAUUCGGAAUUAUAUAUAGGAAAAACCCCUAGUUUAAAGCCAAAACUAGAAUAAGCCAAUGAAAUGGCAAGUCGUUCUGUAAACAUGUACUUCUGGGACUUUUCCCUGGCCAUAAAAUAUAUUCGGAAUUAUGAGUAGGAGAAACUCCUAGUUUAAAGCCAAAGCUAGAAUAAGCAAAUCAAAUCGCAAGUCGUUCGGUAAACAUUUACUUGGGACUUUUCGGCCUAGCGGUAUGAUUGUUUCCACGAAGGAAGUUUAUUCCUACAAAACACCUGCGUCAUUCGGGUCCAUUCCCAGUUCAGUGAACAUGAAUGACGUGUCUUUUUCUAAACUGAACGUGGGAAUGUGACGUCAGGUCUAAAAUUCUAAAUCUCGCCAUUCAUCGUCAAUUAAUUCAUUUCCAAACUACUUUAAUGAUAACAGUUUUUUGAAAAAAUCAUAAACGAUGGCUUUUUUUAAAUCAUGCACAGAUGGCUUUUAAUAAACACUAAAAAUAAAUACCCCCGACUCUAAAAAUACUCAAAACUGCCCAUCCUUUUCUUGCGGUCUCCAUUAUGUAAGCCGGUCCUUCACUAGGUGACCAAUGCUAAACAACGCCGGGAGUAGCUCUGAAAAUUUAACCUGAUGUUCUGAACUGGACUGUAUCUUUACCGUAGUUGAUUUACUUUUGACUAAUAUCAACCAAAAACUAUAUUCCUCUGAUACAAUAUCAAUGAUUUGGCAAAGACUGCCUUCUUAUCUAUAAUCCAUUUUACAAGUGCGCCAGGAUUAAAGAUCGUUUUUUCAUGCAAAUGUCAACAGAAAGAAUGAUCUAGCGGGUGAAAGGUUCAUUACUUCACGAUUGGAAACAUGUCAAAAUGUCGAGACUUCACGGUUCUAUGACUCGUACAGAAAAUUGACCAUUGAUUAGAGCUAACAAGCAGCAUAACUUUCAUUUGACUGCUGGUAGCGUCAAAGAGAGCAGUACCUCGCAAUUUCCGUGGUAAGUACGCUGCUUCUUUUUCAGUUACAUAAUCAAUUACUGACAUUACUUCUAUUUCCUAAAGUGUAUCUCAGUAUUCGUGGCUGAAGCAGCAGUCGGUUAAUUAUGAUUAGGCUAGUGCUCUGAGCUCGUCUUCCACAUAGCCAUAGGAUAAGUUCGAGUUUUCGGUCGCAGAAGAUCAUGUGUAAGUUGCGUUUGCGUUUGCUGAUGAUUCUCGUCCCUGCAAGCGAUUGUCUACAGCAUAAGUUUGUGGCUAACUGCUUGAACGGCAGAGAUCUUAAUGUGAGAACAGUUGAGGUUCAACUUGAUUCUGUAGCCGAUACUAAGACUAGGCAUAAAGAUAGACAACUGUUUUUAAACAACGGUAUCUAAUAGGAAAGCGAGUUGGGCUCUUGAAAAGAACAGCCUUGAAAUUUCUGUGACUGAAAGCUGAGAACUUUAUUUUACAACUCACUUAUCCAAACUAAUACUUGACUACGUAGGUUAUUGUCUGGGGGACAUGAAGCAAACAAGCCGCACGUCCAAGACGUAAUCAAUUUACAGAAACGAUGCGCCAGAGUAAUCCUAGACAAAAAAGGAGACACCCCCUCGGGGCCUUUAUUUAGAGACCUUAACGUCAUAUCAUGAUUUGAUAAAAGACAAGAACGCGCUUACAGCGCGGCAUUCAGUCUUCCUUGUUUGGAGAUUAGAUCGAGAAAUGAGGAGACGAUUAAUUCUACACGACACAGGAUUUACUCGCUAAAGGUUUUUUUACUUCCUAGUUUAUUGACGUCGAUACUUUAAAUUUGUUUCUGAAUUGAUUUAGUACGCGUGCUAGCGACGACCGGAAAUACGUUUGCGGUCGCAAGGUAUACGCGUGUAUGAAUACACGAAAAUUCAAAGGCCUCGAUUCCAGAGAAAUAACAUUAUUGCCAGAGAUCAAAAAAGUGAUUUACAUGGCACGUCAUUUCAAUCAUCGCCGAAAUUAAACCGCAUGCUCAUCACAAGACCCAUUUGUAUCCAAUGAAAGUUUACAACACCCAAUUGUCGCAGUUUUGCUAAUUAAGAUUCUUAUUUUUUUUUCGACCACUCAGUAGUGUUCACUUGUUCCAAAGUAAUCAACGCUUUUCAAGCGAUAGAAUUAGUGGACCGAUACGUUUCGGAAAAGCUCUAAAUUUAAUCUUUCCUAAUCUUUCUUCGCAAAAGAUGCGUGGCAACGAUUCUUAGUCCCAGUUUCAACGGUCUCCGCAAGGAAAGCCUGGCACAAUGACCCCCCAUUUGUGAACAGAAUACGAAGAAAAACGCGUUACAGAUUAUGAGUCUUGCUGUCGGUCGGGGUUAAGAACUGGAUGGGUGACCAACCGCGAAUAUCGUCGUAAAGGUCCAUACGUUGUUCUUUCUUUUCUUCUCCUUCUUUUUUGCGUAUUGUGUGGUGUUAUUGUUAACAGUGUAUUGAGAAGCAGAUUUAGCAUUAUUUCGGCGUCCGGAUUUAGAAAAAGGCAAAAACAAAGAACAAAUAUGGCAGUGCAGUUCGCCUGAAAAUUAUUAUACUUCGGGCCGUAAAACUGAACUGAAGCUUUGCGGACGUUGAUCUAUACAUCGGCGGGGAAACCGGCAAACUAAGAAAUCUGGGUUUUCCACAGUGUAAAACGAUCAUUAAUAAUGCAUCUGAUUCCAAUCUCCUGUUCCUCUGUCUCUUGUUGGUGGCGUUGCCUUCGCUGUGCUGGGCGAUGUUCUCUCUGCUCCGCGGUUUCUUGUUGACGUCUUCUCCUUCGUUUUUCACGGUAAAUUUGAAGUCGGCGUUCUCGUUCCAGAGGAGUUUCGGUGGAAAAUGUUCCUGGGCGAGGUUUUGCACCUGCUGUGCUUGUGUUUCAUUUGCAUGGGAAAUUGUUCGUGAUUCGACGUAAACUUUGUUUCACAGACGAUGAAUAAACACAUCAAAACCUUGGUCAUCGGCGGCAAAGUCUAUGUUGCCUGGAAACGCAAAAUGCUCCAUGACGUCAUUGGCGGACACCAAGAAUAUAUAUUCAUGAAAAGAUUUAUGGCGCAUCGAAUUUUGCAGCUGGCUAAGACCAAGCUAAGACCACGCGCGGUUAGCAGACUACUCGCGCUUCGCGCACGACGAGAUUAUAAAGUCGCUACGCUCGGCGCUCGGAAUAAAAAGAACCGGUAUCUCAGUCCAGAGCUUUUCCAUUUUUGGAAAUGUUUUGAUCCGCGAACCACAACAAGCAAUUACCAGAUCACGGAGCAAAUUUAGAGUCACAUGAUGCGAGGCUUGUUUUUAUGAACUUUCUGUAUGACAAGAGUAGUCUUGCCUGCGCCGCGGACGCUCUAAACCUUCUGUAUACAGCUAUUUCGAGAAAGGUUGUCGGAAAAAAGUACACGCAGUAUUCCAGAAAGGUAAUAUGGGAUAUGACCCAUACACUGUUUCUGACAUUGUAGCUGUCCAACCUACUUUUGCUGCUUCGCUUUAGCGCUUGGAAACAUAGUCCAUCGCCUCUCGUGCCAUCCUUUCAAAAUUUCUAAGAAGAACAGUGAUCUCAAAACCACCCACAAUACCUUUCGGGAUUGUCGCGUGCACUUUUUCCGACAACCUUUUUCGAAAUAACUGUAGAGCGUCUGCAAAUUUGUGCGCAAUAUCGUGUUUUAAUCCCACACAAACGCAAGGACAUAUGUCUGCGUUUUUGAUUGGCUAGUUUCUAAGGGCUAAGCUGCUCUGUUGCAUCAGGAAGGCAGAACUGUUUUACUUCGUGCUGGACGAGGACUCAAACUGAACAGCUCAUUUUUAUUUCCCUCUGAGACACAUGGAGAAUAAAUUUCUUACAAAUCCAAAGCCUAAAUUGGCUAAGCUGCGCUGUUGCAUCAGAAAGGCCAAAUUGUUUUUCUUAACGCUGAACAGAGAUUCAAACAAUAUCGGAAAGCGCAUUUUAAGUUCUCUCUGAGACAUCUGGAGAAUUAAAAUUCUCACAGAGCCACAGCCUAAAAAGGCUAAGCUGCUCUUUUGCAACAGGUAGGCUAAACUGUUUUUCUUAAUGCUGGACAGAGAUUCAAUUAAUAUCUGAAAGCGCAUUUUUAGUUCUCUCUGAGACACCUGGAGAAUAAAAUUCUCACAGAGCCACAGCCUUAAAAGGCUAAGCUACUCUGUUGCAUUAGGAAGGCCAAGCAUGCUAAACAGGGGUUUAAUCAGUAUCUGAACGCUCCUUUUUAGUUCCCUCUGAAACAACUCGAGAAUACAAUUCUCACAGAGCCACAGCCUAAAAAGCAGGCUAAGCUACUCUGUUGCAUUAGCCGGAAGGCCAAACUGUAUUACUUAAUGCUGGACAUGCACUAUCAUCAAUGUUUCCUUUAGGAAUAGUUUAGUUUGUAAAAUUAACGGCUGGUCAUCACCAUCUUCUCUCGACAACACUAAUAAAAUACAGUCAAGGAAGUUCUUAACAAUUAUAGGCAUCUCCUAUUGAUCACAAGUUAUGAAUAACUUCAAGUACCUUUAAAUCAUGGCAUAAGAAAAAAAAAUCGAUUUCAAUUAAAGCACAAAUUUUCAUUAGUAAGCUUUAAAAAAAAAAAAAUACAGACAUUUCAAUUUGGGAUUCGAGUCACUGCAAUAACACAAACAAGACAGUCUAAACAUCAAACUUAAAACUCACAACCACCUGAGUUUGACCAAAGGUCAAAAGUACACUGAUUACUUUGUUUACUAAACAUGUCUGAUUCAUGUGUUUAUUAAACUCCUUAUACCCUUAAAACAAUUAACUUCACAGAUUUAAUGAGUGUAAAAUUAAAUAAAAGCUUUAAUUUGUAAUCAGCUUUCUGGUUUAUGAAAUUUUACCCACUUUUACCGACAGUUGAUAGCCACUGGCUUGGGCAAAAUAACAUUUCCUGUUUUCUUAAAAGGGAUUUGAUAGAAUUGAAAAUAUCCACUACGAUCCACACUUAAAAACUGAACUGUGACUGAACUGAACUGUUUCAGUGCGAUCAGGCUUAAGAAAUAGUGAUCUCCAUCAACAUUCUCUAUGAAAAUUACACUUUCACACAAUUAGUAGUUAUUGAGAAUUUAUAAAAUGAUCGAGUGAUCAGUGUCGACCUUAACACAUUUUUGUGCUAAAAUGAUAAUAGGUAUCCAUUAGAAGAUGAUACAAAGGAACCCAAAAUAGACUUACCCCGCGUCGGCUGAUGUUUAGAAAAUUGAGAAGGACUGAAGAGCAUCACCGUACAACUGUAUUCAGUUAGCGACCCUCAAUAAAAAUCAUUUAAGCUUCAUAAUCAACAACGACGUGAAUGCCCGAGUUUCUGACUCGACGCUUAUCUCACACCGUCAGGAAAUCAUACGAUAUUGCUUCUCGAACCAAUCCCUCAUUUCAAUUUCCCCAAUAGACCUUGUAACGAUUGCCGGUUGUUGCAAGUUGCGCGAAUACUGACUUCUGAUUGGUUAAAAUUACACCGGAGUCAUGCCAUAAACAACAUUUUCGUCACUUGCUGCAAAACUAUAGUUUGCCUUGGGCCGGUAAAACGCCCAACAUGUGCAGAUUUUGCUGCUAAAAAUAGGACUUCUCUUUACUUUUCUUAUUUUCUCUUUGCAAAAAGGUUUCACAAUCUGCAACAAUCUGAUUUGUUGCAAGACAGGUUUGAUUCGUGGGAGGUAAAACGCGAAAAAUCGCGAUUCAACUCAAAUUGCAGCGAUGUUGCAAAACAAGUUGCACGUUUUUGUUAACCGUUUUACUGUACCUUUACCGACACCUGUUACAGUUCAAAAAUGGUUAGUAAGUUGAACUGGUAUUUGUUUUGUGGCUGCAGGAGACAUGGCAGAAAAUGGAGACGCAGCGUGUUUCUAUCCCCAGGAAGCCCUUGACCUCAACUUGAACAAUACUUCCAAAGAGAGAAUCCAGAAGGUUUACAAAGUAUGGUCUGUGUGCUAUGAUAAGGUACUGUUUUGGGGCGUAAAUACGCAUUCAAUUAGUCGAGACGUUUGCGAACUUAGGCAGGGUGUAAUAACUGAAGACUGGCCGGGUGUCAAAGAGCACUAUACUUUCCCAUCGCCCACUAUACUGUAGUUUCAGAUUAGUCCAACUUUUUUCGGGAACUAUAUCUACUGCAGGGGUUUUAGGCCGAAGAAGGGAAGGGACAUAUGGAAACUAGACAUGAUGGGCCAGCACCCGAAGGACCCCCAAAGGUGAUCAAAAUGGGAUUGGGUACGCUCAGGGUCAUAGGCUCUCGGUACGCUAAAAAAGUUUUUUCCGUCGUGUAUAAGUUGUUUCACUCAUCUUGACUGCAGCAAUAAUAUUGCGACCGGCACAGGAAUCCUGGGCCUAGUCAAUUUCCUUGUUAACUGCUUAGUCUAAAAAAGUGAACGACGUUUCGGCGCUACGUUACGCCAUUAUCAAGUUGAAAAGUGAAAAAGUAUAAGGUGUAAAACGAAUAUAUAAAAUUUGAAACAAUACAUAAAAUAUUUGCGGGUCCAAUGGGUGUAAUUCCCAAGGUAAGGGCCUUUUUACAUGGAGGUGGGGGACCCCAGGUAGGUGAGGUAACAUGUGGCGGGUAACCCCACCUAUCAUGUAAACGUGAUCAAAUUAAAAUGAGAGUUUAUAUGGACAGGCUGGUUACCCCACCUAAGCGGGUUACCUCACCUACCUGGGGUCCCCCAUCUCCAUGUAAACAGGCCCUAAGAAACACAAUAAGGGAAAAAAAAUGUAUUUACAUUCGGCGGAGCUAAACGUAGUGGCAGUGACAGAGAAUGUAAAUACUUUCCUAUUGGUAUGAACGCACGUGAGCCGCUAUGGCGUUAAUUGACUCUAUUGUUGUAAGGUAUAUAAGGUUUUGACAGUUGUAAUGUAUUCAUCUCAGCUCUCGAACUAUCAAAUUUUAUUUUUAUACCUUACUUUAUCCAUCUAUCGAUUGAUUUUUUACCUUUAACCCCCAGAGGUUGUGCGACCGCAUCGGUUGGGGAAUACGUUCCCAAUUUUUUCCCAUUGGGUUUUUUGGGUUUUCGUAUCAGGCGGCGCACGUGAAUAGUUUAGCCUGAGUGACUUUAUUUAGGAAUAUUUGUUUACCAUUCUUUAGUUAUGAUGUUGAACUUUGUAUGUUAUUUGGACGGCAUUAAACACUCAGGCUCCAUAGUUCGAGCUGCACACCCAUUCCCGUCUCUUAGUCGUGAAUAUAAAUAGGAAUGUACGAAAGUUUCACGUAACUCGUUUGGCGCGAAUGGAGGCGGCUUGCGUGUUAAGAAAAGGCUUUAUGUCCUUUAUGUAUAACAUCUCGUAGACUAAGCAAUCAAACUUGCUGUUACAUUUCCUUAGAACUUUGAAGAGAUGGUCAGUUUGUGUUCUGUUGUUGCUAUGCUGUGUUUUAAGGUGUUUCCCGAUGGCUGAAUAACGGUCUUCACUUAUACGUUGGUGUAAGUGUCGGGUAGCGUACCCGACAUAAUUUGCAUCGCACAAAUCACAUUGAAAUAAGUAUACAACGCAUUGAGUUUUGACGAUCGGGGGCUUGUUUUCCUUGACACUCAGGGUUUGUGACAGUUUUCUGCUUGUAGAGACGGGUUUUACGUUAACAUCGAUCUUGGCUCCUAGGGAAUAGAUAUAUCUUUGCGUACGCGAUCAGCUGAUCGCUGAUCUUUAAAGGGCAAUACUAUGUAAACAGAUGGGUCUGCUGAAGGUACGGUGUGUAUUUCUUUAUCUGGUUCCUGGCUGAACUUAUUUAUAGUGGAAUCGACCAAAGUUUUCGAAUAGCGCAGCUUUGGAAACAUGGUGCGUAACUUGUUGUAUUCUUUUGCAAAACCCUCUUUGGUGGAAGAUAGACGGUACACUAGGCCCUUCUUGUAUCUGCUGUCGACGUGGCUUUGGAAAUGGAGUAGCAGUCCUGUGUCGGUUGGUUUUCUGUAGACUUCUGUUGUUAGAGUGCCACCACAUCUUGUCAAAACUGUACCGAGGAACGGAAAAGAGUCGUCAUGUUCAAGUUCCAUAGUGAAAGACAAGCUAGGGUGCACACUGUUGAGUACUUUUUUUUUUUCUGUUAUUGUGUUUCUUACCUUUGGGGGUUAUACCCAUUGGACCCGCAAAUAUUUUAUGUAUUGUUUCAAAUUUUAUAUAUUCGUUUUACACCUUAUACUUUUUCACUUUUCAACUUGAUAAUGGCGUAACGUAGCACCGAAACGUCGUUCACUUUCUUAAAUGUUUUUAAAUGUAUUUUAAAAAUCUUUUAGCGUUUAACUUUUUGAUCCAAUCAUUUUCGAAAUCUCUCCUGUAACUGCUUAGUCAUGAUAGAUAAUCCGGUUAGUUGGCUGUGACAGGUCUACACUGAGCUGCGCCGUGAAGCAGUGGUCUAAAAAUUUUGAAAAGUGUGAUAAUGAUCAUACUCUAUUGACGCUGAGUGUAUAAUUUGUUACUAUUCCAAGAAAUGGAUAUGUUGUCAUUUGAAUUUGUAAUAUACAGAUUUAGCCAGGGCUAAAAGCGAAGCCUCCGUUUCUAUACUUAUGAUAAAAGCAAUCAAAUUGAAACUUAUAACAUGAACUCUAAGCCAAAAAAAGAAAUCUUCGCAUCCCUAUUAAUUAAACUGUAGGAGCCUUCGGCAUCAGGGCUAAAUGAUUAACAAAAAAAAUCCCGCAAACCAACCUGAAUUGAGAAAUUGUGGAAUUGUAGGUCUCUUCAGAAGCAGCAAUUUACAGGUUACGAUUUCUAGGGACAGUAUUUCUGUAUUUAAGGGAAGACCUAUAAAAGGAAAAUCAGGCCGACUUAGGGCCGACUUCUGUAUUCCCGUAAGCCCAUUAUAUUUUCUUUCCUUUUUUUUGUCAUUUUUUUAAACGGGCCCGGACGAAUAGUCUGGAAUAGUUAUGUAUAGCCUUUACAUUUAUACCUCACAAUAUCUGAUAGAAACGUUUACCGUAAGGAGUAUAUUUUCUUUGAAGACAGACAUAGGAAAGCAAACAAUAACCUUUUUCGCUACAUAUAACUGUAAUUAGCCUAAUCAAACUGUGCGCCGGUACGUAUUCAGGCAUGGAUAAAUGCUUCAGGUGUUGUGCAGUGCAUUGCUGAGAAACGUGCGAUAGACUUAAAAUUACACUACAAAUUAUAAACGUUAAUACAGCAAUUUGCACAUUUUUAUAAAAAAAUAAAUACAAGCGUAACUCGGGCUCGAAAAGCCGACGAGUCUGUCGUUAGAAUAGAGGAGAACUCUUUCAUAUUUAGAUAAGCCACUUUUUCAGCCGUAAACAAACAACUAACUGAAAACAAACGCAAUAAACUUCAUUCAAGCGGUAUUCAGGGAACGAGUUAUGGAAAAAGAGCAGCACACUGCAAAAUUCUUCAAUGGCAAGUAAUGAAUAAGAAAAUGAAUAGCAAUUCAAUGAAACAUGUACAAAAACAACACUUCAUUUUUAAUUAAGAAAGGGGAGAAGCCCGUCUGAAGUGUUUCUAAAAAUCUCACGAUCUGUAGUCUCACGAUCGUGUUUUGAGCUAAUGUUAUGAAUGAACAAUGACAGGUAAAUAACUUAAUUUCUUGAAAAUUUUUUAUUCAAAAACCGAUAAGUUAAUCUUAAGAAGCAAUUCGCGUAACACUAACUGGAUCGUGGAUCCGUUCACGCAAGUUGACCAAGUUAAAUCGGCUGAGCACAUGGCAAAAAAUCAUUAUAACAUAGCGCGCGUGCUUGCCCGAUAUAAGUCCCAUUCAUUCUCGUCUCCAGAGCCACUGGGCGUAUUGAGCCGCUAUGAACAAAAUCUUUAUUUAUGCACGCCCGUGCGUAUAAUAUAGGACUAUUGUACGAUGACGUCAUUUUACUACAACUACCAGAAUCCUUGAGUUUGUUGUUUUCUUGCACAAAUUAAGGAACCGAAAUGAAUUCUGGUAGUUGUAGUCAAAUAUUGUCCUAUUGGUCAUUAACAACAUUUAAAGGUAAAAUUUCCUUUUUAUUUUUGAUUUUAAAUUUGUUACGCACUUUUGUUAUCGCCGAACAAUCCGACUAAAUCAGGAAAAUUUAUCUUGCAAUAACAAGACAAAUUACAGCCAAUGUUCGUAAAUGAAUAUAAAGUAGGAUGACAGUCGUCUUCGCUAAAAAACAAGUUUUCUGGAUUUCGCCGAGCAAAACGUGAACAUCUUCUCAGCGUCAUUUACAGUAACAAUACCCUUUUAACGGCAGGAUGUUGUAAAUCAGAAUUUAGAUAUCUGAAACACUGAUAUCGUCUUCUUUGUCCCGGUCUUGUGAAACCAAUACUCGGACAUAUAGUUUCGGCAGAAGCUGGUAUAUGGCGCUUUUCCAUACUCCGCGAAAACACAAUUCUUGCUCGGGUUUUAUUUUUAUUCCAGGAAAGAACUUGAGAGCGCCCUCUAGAGCCUUUUUGAAUUCCUCUCUGCGUCUCUGUCCAUAAAACUAUCACAUACCGGUAACAUGAAAUCAAAACAUCUAUGAAAAAUUUCAAUGGCUUCUCCUUGCCGAUCGCUCUUGCGGUCGGUGACGUCAGGGGGUAUUGUGUGUUAUCCAAUCACUGCCACAUCCAGAUUUUGGAUGUGUCACACGAUUUACUGAAUGGUUUUGUGUCAGGCCUUCCUUUCUCUUCUCCCCCUCCUCCCUCCCCCAUCUAAAUUCUCCUCUCCCCUAGCCCCUUAGGAAGACCUGAUACUCAGGUUAGGGUAGGGGUAGGUAGAAACAAAUUCCUCCCCUCUCCCCUAGAGAAAUUUGUCCCCUAUUGUUUCAAAAUGCUUUAGAAAUGACUGACAAGUCAGAAUCUGUCAAUUGAGCAAAUGUUUGGUGGAUUUUGAGCUACGCUCGCGCGCGCUUCACGCGCGCGGAGGCUCCGCUAUGAUCGUCUGGGUUAAAGCAGUAUAACUCCAUGCAUGUGUUGUGUUUUUGUUCUAGGUCUGUUUCAAGCCGUAUGAUAUGUAUUUUUUUACUUCCCAAACCCGUACCCCUCCCCAAAAAAUGAACAAGAUCUUUCCUUGAAUAGCAAACUCUAGUUAAAGACUCUUUUUCUAGGAUUCCUGAGGUUUUCUGCUCAGGGGAGCAUGAACUUAAAAACAAAUUUAACUAAAGUAGAUUUGCUUGUCUUGAGUAUGUCUUCUAUUCCAGAGGGAGCCCACGGCAAAACUUUCUUUUUUGGCCUUUUCACAUUCUCCCAAGACAUCUGUUACACUUUGCAUUUGUAGGUCAAGACGUAGAUGUUACUCAGUUCGAAAUUGUUGCUGGGGUACUACAUACAUUUUUUUUUUCGCUUCACUGAAUAUCAUACCGUAAAUCCUGUACUGUGGGCUUAUUUUUUUCAAGCACAUAUAGCUCAUAUGUCAGUGGUGUGAGCGUAUGUAUCUUUGUGGCUUUGUCUGUAAGGAUGUGUGUUGCAGGGGCCAAUGAGGUAGGAGGUACUAUGAGGUACUAUGGUAAGAACCAACAGGGACACCCAACGAGGAUAUAGUUCAAAACCACUUAAAAUAGCAUUGUUGAGCGUAUUUUAGUAUUCAAACGGUAGAUAUAGGCAUAUUUUUAUCCCCUAAAAACUUUUCAUGUUUUCGGAUUUCCUAGCUGAAAGUCUAGUGAUCCGAAAAUUAUAGGGAUAAAAACUUAUCUUCUAGAAAAUUUUAGCCAGGAAAAGGCUCCCGAAAAUUCUAGGUGACCUUUUUUAGGGUCAAAAUCCGUUAAAAAUGGGUAAUUAUACCAUCUUGUAGAUGUUCGAAAAUCCUAGGAGAGGCAGGCAAGCAAGAAAUUUUACAACAAAUGCUCCGAAAAUUCUAGAUCUCAAAUCGUGUUCCUAACAGAUAUUUUCCCGAAAACUGCCGUUGGGUGCUCCUGAACCAAUGAGAUUUUGACAUCUAAACAUGACAUUGCUUCACUAAAAGUCAAGCAAGGGCAUUUUGAGACCACCAUUUUUGUUGUUCACAAUUUUGUCGUGUUUUAAUACGGCUAAAGGUAUUUAGAAGCAUAAGAUUGAAAUAUCUUCAUUAUUCAAACGGCGAGUACAGUGAUGCAGCUGUUUAUGGUUGAUAUUUCAAUGUGGCUGCUGGUUUAAGACAUUUAUGACCUAAUUUGGCUAUCGCGAACGGUACAAUGUACGUGAAGUAUGUUUCACCUGCUUCAAAGUGAAGUACAGAAAAUCAUAGUUUUCAAAGGUCCAAAAAUGAAACGUUAACAGGGGCGUAGCUAGGGGGGGGGGGUCCUGGGGUGCCCGUGAUCCCCCCUUGGUAGGCCUUCUUUUGAGCAAACAACCUACAAUAUUCAGGUGGCGAAAACGCCAUGACGAUAUCUUGGCCGUAAAACCCAUUGUUGAAAAGCCCACCUUUUUAAAAUUUGUUUUUUGUAAAGUAUUUUCAUCAACGGCUCUUGUCUUUAGUUAAUAUGGGCCUUCAUGCCGCGAUAAUACGACUGAGCCCGCUGAUACACGAGGGAGAGCAGCGGGUGAGUAGCCUCUGUGACCCCCUCUUUGAAAAAUUCUGGCUACGCCCCUGGUUAACAAUUGGUAUUUAGUUGUUGACUUUAACUUGGAAGUAUGCGUAAUAGUCUUUUUAGAAGCUUGAACAAGAGCUGAUUUUUUUAAAGCUGUACCGAGUAAGUAUAAUUCCGUAAACAUGCUUUAUUCUCUCUCGUGCAAAGUUAAACAGACCUUUAAAUUCGCGUUCCGGCAACUUAAGUGCAACCAUAUCUGAGACAUGUUUGCUGUCAUAAAAGCAAUUAAAACAUAGUACAGUGUAUUUAAUUUACCCAGUGGCUAAGUAAAGAUGCGUAACUUUUGCGUUAGCGAAUAAACUUGGAAGUAGCCAGUUAACAAAAUCAUUAGAAAUUGUUUCAUUGAGUGGAAUAACAUGAGAUGAGUAGAAAUCAGUAUUUCAGCAAACAAUGCUUGUGUUAGAUGUAAAGUAAUGAAUGAUGCAUAAUUUUAUUGUAGAUGUCAGAAAAAGAGGUAAUUUAUUAAAAUCGUUUGAGCAAAGUAAUCUCUUAAACAACAUGCGUUCUUUCACGUACAAAUUUUAAAAGGGCCAAAGUACGACAUCUUCACGUGCAAAUUGUGUGUAUGAGUUAUUUUUAUAAUGCUGUUUACUAGAUUACUGUGUGAUAAGUCGAAUUCCCUCACGUACGGACCACGAAAGGGGGCAAAGUCCAACACUUUCACUUGCCAGCAGUGUGACUGUACAUAUCAUAUUAGCUUUUCACGGUAAUAGUAACUCGAACGUAUGAAGACCUGUUUCGGUUUGCAACCAAUGCCUUGAAAAGGCUCUUGUCUUUUAAGAAGCAAUAACUUUUAAAACAUUAAGAAUUAAGUUGUCAGAGUUAAAGCACUACGAGCCUCAGCGCUCCGGAAGUUAAAAAAUUCGUACCGUCUGGUUGCUAUGAAGUGACGUAAUCAUCCCGUUGAGUAUCCAUCACCGUAACACUUUUGCGGUCAACUACCGCAGCGCUCGUAAAGUACUUUAAUUAAAACCGUGUUCAAAACCCUGUAGGAAGUCUGUUUAUUUUUGAGUCGAUUAAUGCACUGCUGACUUCCACGAGGUCAACUUUUGCAUAAAUUAUCAAACAUUAUGUUAAGCGGGAAAUCUACCUAUGGUUCGCGGGAGAAGCAACUUCUAUAGCGGCGCAAGACAAAUGUUUCGAGAGUCGAGGAUGUGCUCACAAACUAUUCACUAUGCGACGAAAGGAGAUAUCACUGGCAUGAUACCUGCAUGUAAUGGUAAUUUUUAUCAAUCCAGGUCGCGCCGUGUUCGCUCGAGAACGCUGUGACAGCUUCGUUUGGCGCGCUUCUCAAUACUUCCAAAACAUGUUGUAAUCGGUAAGUAGACUUAAGCACUUAGUAUCGCCAAGCCAUUCGAAUCAGUGUAUACCCAAUUCUUUGUCUGAAGAUUCGCGCAAACACAUAUACCAAGUACAUCUGGAUGGAAGAGGAAAUUGUCUCCCUAAACGCAGCCAGGUUAUAUUUUGAAGGAUGGCGGCACAAUUCAACGCGUCUUCCAGGUCAGCCCUAAUUUAUAGUUCGUAAGAGUAUAAAUUGCGAUCUCCCUAUUUUCGCUUAAGCUUUCUUUGAUAAAACUUCAGUAGAAACAAAACAACGCAGAUAUGACAUUCUCCUGCAUGAGACACAAUCGGCUGAAGGAAAUAUCUGUUUACAAGUCGGGUAAAUUAUCCAUUCUUGCGCACCGCAAAAUCAGCUAAAAUCAGUCGCUGGAAACCUGGCAUAUAAUUAAGCCUGAGCGCUUCUAAGAAUAACACGUUUAGAACUUCGACGGGUAGAAGAAAAAGGCAGUUGUUCUAUAUCCUUUCUGGUUCAUCCAGGUAGAAGUCGUGGGAUAUUAUUAUGCCUGAGCGCUUCUAGGAUAUAUAACACGUUUAGCAUUUCAACCCGUAGCCGUAAAAAACAAUUAGGUAGUUGUUCUAUAUCCUUUCUGGUUCACCCAGGUAGAAGUCCUGGCAUGAUAUCAUUAUGCCUGAGCGCUUCUAGGAUAUAUAACACGUUUAGCAUUUCGACCCGUAGCUUUAAAAAAAAAUUUAGGCAGUUGUUCUAUAUCCUUUCUGGUUCAUCCAGGUAGAAGUCCUGGCAUGAUAUCAUUAUGCCUGAUCGCUUCUAGGAUAUAUAACACGUUUAGCAUUUCGACCCGUAGCUUUAAAAAAAAAUUUAGGCAGUUGUUCUAUAUCCUUUCUGGUUCAUCCAGGUAGAAGUCCUGGCAUGAUAUCAUUAUGCCUGAGCGCUUCUAGGAUAUAUAACACGUUUAGCAUUUCAACCCGUAGCCGUAAAAAAAAAUUUAGGUAGUUGUUCUAUAUCCUUUCUGGUUCAUCCAGGUAGAAGUCCUGACAUGAUAUCAUUAUGCCUGAGCGCUUCUAGGAUAUAUAACACGUUUAGCAUUUCAACCCGUAGCCGUUAAAAAAAAUUUAGGUAGUUGUUCUAUAUCCUUUCUGGUUCAUCCAGGUAGAAGUCCUGGCAUAUUAUUAUGCCUGAGCGCUUCUAGGAUAUAUAACACGUUUAGCAUUUCAACCCGUAGCCGUAAAAAACAAUUAGGUAGUUGUUCUAUAUCCUUUCUGGUUCACCCAGGUAGAAGUCCUGGCAUGAUAUCAUUAUGCCUGAGCGCUUCUAGGAUAUAUAACACGUUUAGCAUCUCGACCCGUAGCCGUAAAAAAAAUUUAGGCAGUUGUUCUAUAUCCUUUCUGGUUCAUCCAGGUAGAAGUCCUGGCAUGAUAUCAUUAUGCCUGAGCGCUUCUAGGAUAUAUAACACGUUUAGCAUUUCAACCCGUAGCCGUAAAAAAAAAUUUAGGCAGUUGUUCUAUAUCCUUUCUGGUUCACCCAGGUAGAAGUCCUGGCAUGAUAUCAUUAUGCCUGAGCGCUACUAGGAUAUAUAACACGUUUAGCAUUUCAACCCGUAGCCGUAAAAAACAAUUAGGUAGUUGUUCUAUAUCCUUUCUGGUUCAUCCAGGUAGAAGUCCUGGCAUGAUAUCAUUAUGCCUGAGCGCUUCUAGGAUAUAUAACACGUUUAGCAUUUCGAUCCGUAGCCGUAAAAAACAAUUAGGUAGUUGUUCUAUAUCCUUUCUGUUUCAUCCAGGUAGAAGUCCUGGCAUGAUAUCAUUAUGCCUGAGCGCUUCUAGGAUAUAUAACACGUUUAGCAUUUCGAUCCGUAGCCGUAAAAAACAAUUAGGCAGUUGUUCUAUAUCCUUUCUGGUUCAUCCAGGUAGAAGUCCUGGCAUGAUAUCAUUAUGCCUGAGCGCUUCUAGGAUAUAUAACACGUUUAGCAUUUCGACCCGUAGCCGUAAAAAAAAAUUUAGGCAGUUGUUCUAUAUCCUUUCUGGUUCAUCCAGGUAGAAGUCCUGGCAUGAUAUCAUUAUGCCUGAGCGCUUCUAGGAUAUAUAACACGUUUAGCAUUUCAACCCGUAGCCGUAAAAAACAAUUAGGUAGUUGUUCUAUAUCCUUUCUGGUUCAUCCAGGUAGAAGUCCUGGCAUGAUAUCAUUAUGCCUGAGCGCUUCUAGGAUAUAUAACACGUUUAGCAUUUCGAUCCGUAGCCGUAAAAAACAAUUAGGUAGUUGUUCUAUAUCCUUUCUGUUUCAUCCAGGUAGAAGUCCUGGCAUGAUAUCAUUAUGCCUGAGCGCUUCUAGGAUAUAUAACACGUUUAGCAUUUCGAUCCGUAGCCGUAAAAAACAAUUAGGCAGUUGUUCUAUAUCCUUUCUGGUUCAUCCAGGUAGAAGUCCUGGCAUGAUAUCAUUAUGCCUGAGCGCUUCUAGGAUAUAUAACACGUUUAGCAUUUCGACCCGUAGCCGUAAAAAAAAUUUAGGCAGUUGUUCUAUAUCCUUUCUGGUUCAUCCAGGUAGAAGUCCUGGCAUGAUAUCAUUAUGCCUGAGCGCUUCUAGGAUAUAUAACACGUUUAGCAUUUCAACCCGUAGCCGUAAAAAAAAAUUAGGCAGUUGUUCUAUAUCCUUUCUGGUUCAUCCAGGUAGAAGUCCUGGCAUGAUAUCAUUAUGCCUGAGCGCUUCUAGGAUAUAUAACACGUUUAGCAUUUCGACCCGUAGCCGUAAAAAAAAAUUUAGGCAGUUGUUCUAUAUCCUUUCUGGUUCAUCCAGGUAGAAGUCCUGGCAUGAUAUCAUUAUGCCUGAGCGCUUCUAGGAUAUAUAACACGUUUAGCAUUUCGAUCCGUAGCCGUAAAAAACAAUUAGGCAGUUGUUCUAUAUCCUUUCUGGUUCAUCCAGGUAGAAGUCCUGGCAUGAUAUCAUUAUGCCUGAGCGCUUCUAGGAUAUAUAACACGUUUAGCAUUUCAACCCGUAGCCGUAAAAAACAAUUAGGUAGUUGUUCUAUAUCCUUUCUGGUUCAUCCAGGUAGAAGUCCUGGCAUGAUAUCAUUAUGCCUGAGCGCUUCUAGGAUAUAUAACACGUUUAGCAUUUCAACCCGUAGCCGUAAAAAAAAAUUUAGGCAGUUGUUCUAUAUCCUUUCUGGUUCAUCCAGGUAGAAGUCCUGGCAUGAUAUCAUUAUGCCUGAGCGCUUCUAGGAUAUAUAACACGUUUAGCAUUUCAACCCGUAGCCGUAAAAAAAAUUAGGCAGUUGUUCUAUAUCCUUUCUGGUUCAUCCAGGUAGAAGUCCUGGCAUGAUAUCAUUAUGCCUGAGCGCUUCUAGGAUAUAUAACACGUUUAGCAUUUCGACCCGUAGCCGUAAAAAAAAAUUUAGGCAGUUGUUCUAUAUCCUUUCUGGUUCAUCCAGGUAGAAGUCCUGGCAUGAUAUCAUUAUGCCUGAGCGCUUCUAGGAUAUAUAACACGUUUAGCAUUUCGACCCGUAGCCGUAAAAAAAAUUUAGGCAGUUGUUCUAUAUCCUUUCUGGUUCAUCCAGGUAGAAGUCCUGGCAUGAUAUCAUUAUGCCUGAGCGCUUCUAGGAUAUAUAACACGUUUAGCAUUUCGACCCGUAGCCGUAAAAAAAAUUUAGGCAGUUGUUCUAUAUCCUUUCUGGUUCAUCCAGGUAGAAGUCCUGGCAUGAUAUCAUUAUGCCUGAGCGCUUCUAGGAUAUAUAACACGUUUAGCAUUUCAACCCGUAGCCGUAAAAAAAAAUUUAGGCAGUUGUUCUAUAUCCUUUCUGGUUCAUCCAGGUAGAAGUCCUGGCAUGUUAUUAUUAUGCCUGAGCGCUUCUAGGAUAUAUAACACGUGUAACAUUUCAACCCGUAAACGUAAAAAAAAAAUAGGCAGUUGUUCUAUAUCCUUUCUGGUUCAUCCAGGUAGAAGUCCUGGCAUAUUAUUAUGCCUGAGCGCUUCUGGGAGAUAUAGUAGCAGUUUGACCCGUAGAAAAACCAAACUCAGCCGUUCAUUUUGUAGGAGAUAUUUAAGCGUUUUUGUCUGUGUUAGCAAUGUGAUCGACUUUAUACGCAGACCUUAAUAAUAUGUUUUUUUCUUUGACGGCACUGAAUAAUUUUAGCCGAAACUUGAGCCGUACAUUUGUUUAAUGCCGCGCUUUAAUUAAAUUUCUCGCCCUAGAAUGAUGACAUGAUGGCGCGAAAAUUGACGCCUCUAUCGUAUUAGAUGCGAAAUAUGAUCAGAGAUAAAUGGAAUAGUGAAUGUUACAAGCUUCUGAGUAUCCAGCUGAGAUAGGGGACUUUUAGUCCCCUAUCUCAGCUUGAUAAACAAAAUUUUUUUGGUUGCUAAGACGGUGCGGCUCGUUAUGCUGUUUCACUGAGUAGAAUCGCACGUGAAAACCUCGCGAAUUAUGAUGAUGCAACCAUCUACCACAGUGAUAAAAUAUCAUAAAAAUCCUGGUAUUGUGUAACUAUUGGGUAUUCGAUGAGUCACAUUUUCUUAAGAAACUCCGAGUAAACCUUAGAGUUUUCCUUCGAAUCAACGUUUGGUGAGUCGAUAUUUAUUUUACUUUAACAAUUUGUUUAACUUAUACCAGAUGUAUCAGGGAAAGACUGAGAAAAGUAGAUAUAUAUAGCAUGGGGAUCGACUCAGCUGAGCGUUUCGUGUUUUCAUUUAUGUACCUCAAUACCCAAUUUCGCACAAAAACCCAGUUUACAUUUAGGAUGAAAAAGGUAGAGUCAUCACUCUUGGUCCGGGUUACACUAAAGCAUUCAAAAUAGCUCAUGCACGUUAAACGUGCCUAUGUUAUUUUUAAAGAUUCUUAAUAUAUGUGCAUCUAUUACCGAUACUAUUAAUUCCAUUCGUUUAUUGUUCUAGGGACCCUUUUAGUACGAAAGUGUUCAAUCAGACAUGAAUGUCAGUGCGGAUUGAUAUGAGCUUCUUGAGAUUAACGGUUUUUAUCUUCAUGAGGAAACUUAUUUUAAGAUUUUCGCUCAUAGUUCCUCUCUUAUCUUUAGGGAGUAUUCUAUUCCUUUGUGGUGUGAGAACAUCAGUGUAAGCAGUUGGUCAAACAAUUUGUAUUUUGCUGCUUUCGCAAGAUUCAGUGAUGCAUAUAAGCUUUUUACCGAUGUAACCGUUGAUUUCUGAGUACGAAACUUGUCAGAUUUGUCUCUUGCAUCUUAACUGUUGCCAGUUGAUGUUGACUUGUGUUGUCUGCCGGUAUGAUGUCCUCAUCUUUGUCGAUUUCUGAAUGUGUUGUGAUCAUUUCCAUAGUCCAGUUUUGACAUAAACUUUGAUUCGUCUUAACGAUCGAUUGUUUUGAAAUGGGCCUCUCCAUCCGGAUUCUUUUAAAGAUGUGGGGUUUUUAUAGGCUCACUACGUGAUCAAAUUUUUUCCCUUAGUUUUUUUGGGGUUAAUUUGAGACUAACCAGACGCUGUGGGAGCGUAUAUUUGGGCGUGGUCGUACUAUUCGUAUGAUACUUUGAACAUGCUUUAUUGCAGCUAAACAACUGUCAUCAUCUCUUACUAGAGAAGAUAAAUCCUUUACUCUACAUGUUUGCUGAACCACACAGCUUAUACAGUAUGUCCCAAUCCACAACAAUAAUCCUGUCAUUUCACGACAAUGUUUGAAAAUAUGCACAUCUUCAAUGCCGACAUGCUUGGCGCCAAAUUGAAACAUAGAACAUACCGUAUUUAUUCCAUUAACCGCCCUGGGCGCUUAUUAAAUGUUUGGACCUUGAGAGUGGGCGCUUAUUCGAGGCGGGCGCUUAUUCGAGGCUGGGCGCUUAUUAAAUUUUCACCAUUCUCAGCAAGUGUAGUAGUAUAUUUUGCAACAAAACUGUAAAUGAUACUAACAAAAAGUGAAGAUGUAGCAAAGCAAGGUUUCUGUAAAAUAGUCUGAAGAAAACUCCGUCUUCGGGAGGGUCUCUUAUUAUCUCUUAUUGGAGUUUUUGUGGGAGUGAGUAGGGUGGGGUGGGCGCUUAUUCGAGGCUGGUCGCUUAUUAACGUUUUCUGUCUUUAGCAUGGGCGCUUAUUCGAGGUGGGCGCUAAUUCGAGGUUGGGCGCUUAUUCGAAUAAAUACGGUAAGUGGUUACAGCCCGGAGAGUAAGGUUUAUCUCAGCUCCACUGAUACUGACACUUUGAGGAAGAUUGACUGACAGAUGUGUUUUCACACCCAUCACAUUGUACAUUGUAUUCCGGUUACUAACAAGGGCAAACAAAGUUCCUUAAGUCCAGUAUCCAUGCCCAAGGAUUAAUAAGAGAGUAACACAUUGCAUAAACUGCUAUAGGGUAGCACUGUUUACAGGAACAUUGGCAACUAUUAACAUUUGAUACACUACAAUGUUCAACAUUGCUUGAGAACAGAUGAGCUUCAAAGGUGGCAAUAUGUACACCUUUAAGUUCACAUAUACGUAUGCUUAUUCCUAUGUAGAGUCUGAAAAUAUUGUACUAAUUUAUGCAUGGAUGGUAUUUCUAACAAUACACAUGUCCCUUCACUAUGACUGUUAUGAUACAUAUCUCUAGCAUGAGACUCAAAUUCUUUAUAUCCCCCAGCCUCAAUGAGUUGCCCUUUAAGUAAAAACCUCACAGUUACAGUUACUUCUGUACCUGUUUAAGUGUAAACCUUUUCCAUUUUUAACGUAACAAUGAAUUUCAGACGACAAUGUUGUAUUUUUCCGAAUACCCUUCCAUACAAAAAGCCUCACCUUCCGUGUUUUCUGUAACAAAGAUUUUAAUUUCUUUAUCGUUAUUUUGCUAGGUACACAAUCGCGUCGAGAAAAAUGACUAACCUUUUUUAAACCAACGGAAUUGUAAGUUCUGUUAUAAAUAAAUUUCCCACGACGAGUUCUCAAUUCAACUUCUUUUAUUUCCUCCACAAUACAAUUUUCCUUCUGUACAACUAGCCCAUCACCUUCUCUUGUGGUCACCUCGCUGCCAUCAAAACACUCUAACACAAAACUUGCUGAUAAUGCAAAAUCCCGACGCACAGUAUCGUACAUGUACCGCGUCACAAUAUACACAAUUAGAUGAAAAAACGCAAGACGCAAUACAAAAACAAGCACAUUAACCGUCACCCUGCUAAACAAAAUUAAAAUAAUAAAAAGAAUUGUUACAGUUAUCACCAUAGUUCCAAAAGAAGCCUAAGUACCUUUUGGUUUCAAUUGUUGACAAUCGCCUCUUCCUUCAUCGGAACAGAUUUUUGUCACAGGCAACUCGUUGUGUUCCGCAAUGCAAAAAUCAAAAUCACUAUUGUCACACUGAUAACCAGCUACACAAUCUUGCAACUCUCAAACUUGUUAAACUUUCCUCUGUUCAAACUCUUAUCCAUUUUACACAUACACUCCUCAUAUUCCGAUUUGUCAUUGCGUCUAUGGGGUCCAUGAGUCUUUGAUGUCAUUGAAUGUCUCGAUAUUUUCCUUUGUUUUUCUUUGAGUUCGCGGACCAGCCCAUUCCGAAAACACUCAGAGUUACUUUUUAGUGUGGGCCUAACGCAAGCAUCGUGUGCAUUUGUAAGUUUACCCGGGAUAACAUAAUUGAACAAUAUAUUAACACGUUCCUCAAAAAGCCGCGGCCAAAUGUUAUCCAAACUGCUUCUUACUGCUGGUUCGAAAAAUUUCGGAUCGAACGAUAUCCAAUUCGUCCCUCACUGGAUUAUCCACUCGACCUAACAAAAUCGACCAAUCACAAAAUAUGGGAAAAAAUGGACAUAAAAUAAAGAAAACAGCAAAUUAAGAUGACCUCUUAGGAAACAUGCAAUUAAAACUGUCUUUCUAUGACUGGUGCAUUUCGAUCCUCUCGUCAAAAAAAUGUCAGACGCCAAUCAUCUUAGCGGACCUCUUAGGAAACGAAAGUUUACUUCAACGGGUUCAAAAGGUCAUUGUUUGUGAUUUGUGAUUGGUGGAUUUCGAUCCGUUUUGUGAGUUUCUGUGUUUCAAGGUUCGUUGCUUGUGAUCUUAUUAAGACCAAACCCCGACCUUACUGUUCCAAAUAUUUUUUAUAGAUUUCAUCCCCGGACUUCAGACUUCCAAAUUUCGAUGUGGGAAAAAUACUGAAGAUUCAGAUUAACUUUUGGGAUCUUAAAAGUGCGAUAAAGUGCCGUGCUAGCAGAGCUUUCUUUCCCACAUGCCUCUUACCUUGUACAAGACGUUCGCAUGGCAGACAUUCGGCUCGCUUCGCUCGUUUACUUGCCUUGUUUACGUUAGCACGUAUUGCGUGCCUAUUUCACAUUUGGGUUAAAACAAGCCGUUUCCAUUACCGUAUUUGGGCCACGCCCAAAUAACAACCCCUGAAAAAAUUUUUUUUCAAGAUUUAUAUCGACAAUGAAGAGAACACGUAAUGCCUCCUGGGUCAUCAGUAUGGCGCUAUUUUGUCUUGUCUCGACGCACUAGGCAAAACGUAUAUUUUGACUGUGCUAUGCGACAGGCAACUCAAUAAGCUAACCUUACUGUAGAGUGAAACAAAUUUAGUGUUACCUUCAUUCCUAUUUUUUCUUUUUAGUGGGUCUUUGAAGGUUCCGCUCCUGGCUCCCCAGGUUACCUCGCUCAUUCAUCAUGCGGCGAAGGCUUCUUCAAUGCGGCUAAAGACCUCUAUGGUGAAAGCAAGAAAGACCUCAAAAUAUUGGAUUUGGGUUGUGGGACGGGACUGUCAGGUCAAGUUCUGAAGGAAAAAUACGGAUAUGACAAUCUGGUUGGACUGGAUGUGUCUGAAGACAUGCUCACUAUCGCGAGACAGAGGAAAAUCUACAAGACUCUUAUCAGCGCUUUUGUGACCACUGAGAAAAUAGAAGAGAUACAAGAUGGUGAAUAUGACGCUGUUAUCUCCGCCGGCGUGAUUACAACUGGGCUUGUGAGGUCCAGUGCUUUUGAUGAAAUCAUACGCUGGAUUAAGCCUGGUUAGUUAGCGUAGAGUCCAAGGCUGUACUGGCUUCUUUCUUGAGCAGAAUAGAAAGCAGAAACCGGGAAUCUAUAACUGAUUCUAGCUUUUCAGGGGCACCCAACGUCAAUUUUCGGAAAAUAUCUGUUCGGAAGACGAUUUGAGAUCUAGAAUUUUCGAAACAUUUGUUGUAAAUUUCUUGUUUGCCUGCCACUCAAAGAAUUUUCGAACAUCUAAAAAAUGGUAUAAUUGCCCAUUUUUAACAGAGUUUUAGCGUAAAAAGUCACCUUAGAAUUUUCGGGAGCCUUUUUUCUAGCUGAAACUUUCGAAAAGGUAAGUUUUGAUCCCUAUAAUUUUCGGAUCACUAGACUUUCAGCUAGGAAAUCCGAACAGAUGAAAAGUUUUUAGGGGAAAAAAAUAUGCCUAUAUCUGCCGUUUAAAUACUUAAAUACGGUUAACAAUGCUAUGUCGAAGUGGGUUUGAACUAAAUUCUCGUUGGGUGCCCCUGGCUUUUGAUUCUUCAUGAGUAGGCCUCUUUGAGGUCUUCUCCACAAGGUCAAACCAUGAACAUUACAAGCGCUCUCACAAGAUCUCACCACAUUCUCAGCCAUAAUUUGAAUUGAGAGUUUUUAAGCUGCAAAACAAUCCGUAUCUUGGCGUAUUCACGUACGCGCGAACAGUCAAACAAAAGAUCUGGAGCAAGGCUGAAAACAGAGCAAGACUGGACGCCCGUGGGCGUGGGCGUGUGAAGCUCGCGCGGCUCGCGUAGUGUGCGAAGCACACCUCUCUAAGUCUUUUCCUUGGCUUUUCAAAAUGGCGGCUGAGAUCAAUGUACCUCUGAGUUUGGCUCGGGUGGCUCUAAGGCUGUUCUUACGCUACGCCAAAGCAAUUUUGAGAAAAAAACCGACUGUUUUGCAGUCUAAGAGUUUUGAGCAAGAUGCUCUUAAUAAGAAGAAAUCAUCUGCGAACAAAUCUUAAGAGUGUGAAUGAGGUCUGGUUGUUAACCAAUCCAGAAAUUAAAAGUCCUAUUUUUGCGGUUACAGGUUGAGACCCGACCAUAUAGCCAUGGACAGCUGUUUCGCCCUUGUUGGAGCUCAUCAGCAUAGCAUAGCCAUCUGACAUCUGUACGGAUAAAGUCGUCUGCAGAAGCCCUUUACUACUGAGGCGAGUGCAAAGCACUCUUCUAAGCGCCAACUCGACACAACACAUGUGGGAGCUGUCGACGGCUACGCCAUGCUUAUAAGCCCCAAAAGGGCGAAACAGCUGUCCAUAGCUGCCACUUCCCAGCUGAUAUGGCGGUGCGCAUGCGUGAGGCACUGGCCAGGCCUUGGGUUUGGGUUAGCGUAUGUGUGCCCCGGAUUUAAGUUGUCUUGUUUAUUCCUUAAAUUUUAAUUGAAUUGUCUUUUUUCUGUUCGUUACAGGUGGUAUCAUGUGCUUUACCUGUCCAGUGUUUGAAAGAGAGGAAGACGGUUACAAGGCGAAAUGUGAAAGUCUGGAAGAAGAAGGAAAAUGGACACUGCACACAAACAAGGAGGCUGAUUACUAUGGCGACAAACCGCCUCGUGGGCGUGGCUAUAAAACCUGUCGAUUGCUGGUCUACAAAAAAGUAUAAAAGUACUACUCAGCAGCUUUGUAACCGGCUUGGUUUUUUCUGCGAUGAUUUUAGUUCAAUAAAAAUAAGGAAU